This is a messenger RNA of Musca domestica (house fly), 57749 nucleotides long. RefSeq lists its product as uncharacterized. NCBI's taxonomy places the organism in Eukaryota, Metazoa, Arthropoda, Insecta, Diptera, Muscidae. Gene Ontology annotation, molecular function: calcium ion binding. The record is from RefSeq and is a predicted model, not a curated record.
GAUGAAGUAUUUUUUGUUGCUUUUGUUGUGUUUUGAGAUUCAAAAACGUUAAGAUAGAUGGUGAUGAUCGUCAUCUUCAUCAUCAUCAUGACUCGUCGUUGUUGUUGAGGCUAAGACUGCUCUUGAACAUGUUCCACAGCGAACAUCUGCCGGAGAGAAAAAUAAACACAAACACAAGAGACAUGAAAUAGAAACAAAAUAAGCCGCCUCGGAAAGUAAAUUCCAUUAAGGAAUUUCAGCCAAGCCAACAAUGGAGGCUUCAAAUAAUUGAGUGGGCUGCAAACCAAAUACUCAAAGUCAUCCAACCUCAGCCCUCGAUGAUGAUCAUCAAUAAUAUUUUCUUGCUUCUAAGCCAUAUUCGACCUUUAAGAGAGCAUCAAACAUUUUGCUUAGAGCCAACAUUUCUAUGUUAACUUAACAUUACCACUACCUAGACACCACACACCAACUCCACUGUUAGCCACUCUCCCAGGCUGUUAACGGUUUGAUGGCAACCAAACGGUUGGUUGUUACCAACAUUGCUGGCCAACGUUCAGUUUGUUUUUAGCGCUCGUGCGGUACGGUUGGAUUUUCUGGAAAGCAAAAUCUUUGAUGGUUUUCUUUCCAACUAACACUAGUGUCUUAAGAUCAAACACCAUUUGCUUGAAAAAAGAAAAAAAAAAUAAUAUAACAGAAAAUUUGAGACGGAUCUCGAAUUUGUGAAACUAAAAGAAAUAAUACAAAGGAAUUUUAACUACUAAAAUAAAGUUGCAUGAAAUCUUACUAAUAUUUUGAAAAGAAAAAAAAAUUAACAGCAACAGAAAAAUAUUUCAAUUCAUAAAGUGGCAGAUAAGUGAUAAAAUUUUCUCAAGAAUAAAAGAAGAAGUAUAAAGUGUUUGUUUGUGAACCCACCAGCCAAAAAGAAACACACGCCCAAGAAACGGCCGAGCAAAAGAAUUUUUGUGGAUUUUUUUCUUGUCUCCGUUGUUGGUAUCUAGGCUGCUGUUCAAGCUGGCAAAAAAAGCAUGUACUAAUUUUGGAUUAUUUUCGUUAACAAAAAAUGCAAAAAUGAAAAUAUUUUUGCCACUAGUCACGUGGACAGUACUAAUACUUUCGAGUACGGUACAUUCACAACAACAACAACAAACACAAUAUUUUACACAAACACAAUUAUCGCCAUUUAAGACAAAUUUAAAAAAUAGUCGAUUUCGUAACGAAGUAUUUUUCAUAAAUUUGGAAGAUGGCUAUUUCGGUUGCCAAGUAAAUGCGUCCAGCGACUAUUUACAAUUAUACGAACUAUCGAAAUUAUGCGACGGUUCCCAAGACUGUUAUCUGGGUUCCGAUGAGCUGAGCAAAGAGCUCAAAUGCACAAAUGACUGUGAUAAAGAUGGCACUCAGUGCAUAAAUGGUGUGUGUUUGAAUGGUGUUUGCCAUUGCAACGAUGGCUGGGGUGGUUGCAAUUGUAACGAUCAAGAUGAAAACGAGUGCAAAUCACGUCCCUGUGAUGUAUUUGCCCACUGUACGAAUACACUCGGCAGUUAUACGUGUACCUGUUUUCCAGGCUAUCGUGGUGAUGGUCAUCGUUGUGAAGACAUCGAUGAGUGUCAAGAUCCACAAAUAGCUGCACGUUGCGUUGAAAAUGCCGAAUGUUGCAAUCUACCCGCACACUUUUUGUGUAAAUGUAAAGAUGGCUAUGAAGGCGAUGGUGAAGUUUUGUGUACAGAUAUUGAUGAGUGCCAAAAUCCAAAUGCUUGCGGUCAUAAUGCUCACUGCAUUAACAUGCCCGGCAAUUAUACAUGUACCUGCCCCGAUGGUUUCUAUGGCAAUCCCUAUGACGGUUGUCUGGAUAUCGACGAGUGUGCUCAGCCGAAUGUCUGUGGUCCAAAUGCCAUAUGCACUAACCUGGAGGGCAGUUAUCGCUGCGACUGUCCUACAGGCUAUGAUGGCGAUGGACGCUCAGAGGCCGGUUGUUUGGAUUAUGAUGAAUGUGCACGCUCGCCAUGUGGCCGCAAUGCUCAGUGCCAAAAUACGGAGGGUAGUUUCAAGUGUUUGUGUCCCGAUGGUUAUUCGGGCGAUCCAAUGCACGGUUGUGAAGAUGUCGACGAGUGCUCCAUUAACAAUCCAUGUGGUUUGGGUGCUGAAUGCGUGAAUAUGGGCGGUAGUUUUGCAUGUCGUUGUCCGGCGGGUUUUCAACUCGAGGACUAUGGCUAUGAUACAAAUGACAAAUAUAAUAACAACAAAACAUCUGCCUUGGGCCCAAAGGGUGCCGGCCGAGCUUGCGUAGAUGUGGAUGAGUGUAAUCCCGAUAGUGGCGCAGCCAAAUGUGGCACUAACGCUAAAUGCAUUAAUUUUCCCGGUUCAUAUCGUUGCUUGUGUCCGAACGGUUUUCAAGGCCAAGGCUAUUUACACUGUGAAAAUAUCAAUGAAUGCCAAGACAAUCCCUGUGGUGAAAAUGCCAUUUGCACUGACACCAUUGGUAGUUUUGUCUGCUCCUGUAAACCUGAAUUUACCGGUGAUCCCUUCCGCGGUUGCAUUGACAUCGACGAAUGUUCGACCAUGGAAAAACCCUGUGGUCCCCAUGCCAUUUGUGAAAAUAAACAACCCGGUUAUGAGUGUUCGUGUCCCCAAGGAUUUGCCGGGAAACCGGAUGCCAAGACAGCCUGUGAACAGGUUGAUGUCAAUAUCCAAUGUUCGACGAAUUUCGAUUGUACCAACAAUGCCGAGUGUAUUGAGAAUCAAUGCUUCUGCUUGGAUGGAUUUGAGCCCAUGGGCUCCAGUUGUGUGGACAUUGAUGAGUGUCGCACCCAUGCUGGUGUUUGUGGGGAGCAUGCCCAGUGUAUCAAUACCCCCGGAUCGUAUAGAUGUGAUUGUGAGGCUGGCUAUGUGGGUACACCGCCACGUGUUAUGUGUAAGGAACCCUGUGCCGAUGUCCAUUGCGGCGAGCAUGCCUAUUGCAAGCCCGAUGGCAACGAAGCCUAUUGCAUCUGUGAAGAUGGCUGGACAUUUAACCCGAGCGAUGUUGCUGCCGGCUGUGUGGAUAUCGAUGAAUGUGAUACGGGCGUACAUGGUCCCUUCGGCAGUUGUGGCACCAAUGCCACUUGCACAAAUACCUUGGGUAGCUAUUCCUGCUCUUGCCCUUCAGGCUUCUCGGGAGAUCCCCACACCAAAUGUGUGGAUGUUGAUGAAUGUCGCAGUGGCAAUAAGUGUGGCGAUAGAGCCGAGUGUAUCAACAUGAACGGUGGCUUUACCUGCAGAUGUCCCGAUGACUCCAUACCAGAUCCAGAUCCCACUGUCCGGUGUGUACCCAUUGUCACCUGUAAUUUGGACAAUGAUUGUCCCGGCAAUGCCAUUUGUGAUCCGGCCAAGAGAUGUUUGUGCCCCGAACCAAAUGUGGGCAAUGAAUGCCGUCAUCCUUGUGAAUUUAAGAACUGUGGUGCCCAUGCCCACUGUAUGUUGGUAAAUGGCCAGGCUCAAUGUUUGUGUGCCGAAGGCUUCACGGGUUCACCCGACAUGCCUGGUGGUUGCAAUGAUAUCGACGAAUGUAAGGCCAACCCUUGCGCUGCCAAUGCCAUUUGCUCCAAUACACCGGGUGGCUAUCAAUGCCAAUGCCCAUCGGGUUCCUCUGGCGAUCCCUAUCGUGAAGGUUGUGCCACCACUAGGGCACCCCCCUCGUGUUCGGACUCCAAUCCCUGUGCUCCCGGAGAAUCGUGUGUGGCCGACAGCUAUACAGGCACCAGUGUUUGCAUUUGCCGUCAAGGUUAUGAGCGCAAUCCAGCCACUGGCCAGUGUCAGGAUAUUGAUGAAUGUUCAGCCACCCGCGCCAAGCCAGCCUGUGGUAUCAAUGCCCUAUGUAAAAAUCUACCCGGCAGCUAUGAAUGCCGUUGUGCGGCCGGUUUCAAUGGCAAUCCCUUCGUUAUGUGUGAACAAUGUAACUCCCCUGAAUGUCAGUGUCAAGCCCCCUUCAAAUUGGUUGGCAGUAGCUGUAUUCUCUCCGGCUGUUCCAACGGCGAAAAAUGUCCCAAUGGAGCUGAGUGUAUUUCCAUUGCAGGAGGCGUUAGCUAUUGCGCCUGUCCCAAGGGAUAUAAAACCUUGUCGGAUGGUUCAUGUGUCGACGUGGAUGAGUGCUCGGAACCAGGCAACAGAGUGUGUGCCUAUGGCGCCGAAUGUAUCAAUAAACCUGGAUCAUUCUCUUGUGUUUGCCCAGAUGGCUAUAAUGGAGAUGCCUACAACGGAGGCUGUAGCCCGGCUCAGAGAAAGUGUGCCGCCGACAAGGAAUGCAACACCAACGAGAAGUGUGUACAACCGGGAGAAUGCGUCUGUCCACCACCCUUCUUCUUGGAUCCCUAUGACAACAACAAAUGUAAGAGUCCCUGUGAAAGAUUCCCAUGUGGUAUCAAUGCCAAGUGUACACCCACUGAUCCACCCCAAUGUAUGUGUGAAGUGGGCUACAAGGGUGAUCCUCUGUUGGGUUGUACCGACGAGGAUGAAUGUGCCCAUUUGCCCUGCGCCUAUGGAGCCUAUUGUGUCAACAAGAAAGGUGGUUACCAAUGUGUUUGUCCCAAAGGUUUUACCGGCGAUGCCUACAAGAGCGGUUGUAUUUUGGAAUCCUCAGAUGAGCCGAAGAGUGUGUGUGUCACCAACGAAGACUGUGCCAGCAACUUGGCCUGCAUGCAGGGAACUUGCGUUAGCCCCUGUGCCAGCUUGUUGUGUGGACCCAAUGCUUUCUGCGAGACCGAUAAUCAUGCCGCAUGGUGUCGCUGCCGUGUGGGCUUUGUCAAGGAUGACAAUGGCGACUGUGUUUCCCAGUGUAAGGAUGUUAUCUGUGGCGAGGGAGCCCUUUGCAUUCCCACUUCGGAAGGACCCACCUGCAAAUGUCCCCAGGGUUAUAUGGGUAAUCCUUUCCCUGGUGGUUCUUGCUCUACGGAUCAAUGUUCCGCCUCAAGACCCUGCAGUGAAAGGCAAAUUUGUAUUAAUGGCCGCUGUAAGGAGAGAUGUGAUGGCGUUGUGUGCGGCAUCGGUGCCAUGUGUGACAAGAACAGUGGCAAAUGUGUGUGUGAGCCCAACUUUAUUGGCAAUCCCGAUUUGAUUUGUAUGCCACCCAUUAAAUAUGCCGAAUGUAAUCCUCCCUGCGGUCUCAAUGCCCACUGUGAAUAUGGCUUUGGCAGUGCUGAGUGUGUUUGCAACUCGGGUACCACCGGCAAUCCCUAUGAGGGUUGUGGUGCCCAAAGCAAGACUGCAUGUGAACCCAAUAGCUGUGGUCCCAAUGCCGAAUGUAGGGCUGAUGCCAAUGGCAUUACUUGUGUCUGUCCUCAAGGAUUCGCCGGCAAUGCCUAUGUCGGUUGCCAUGACAUUGAUGAGUGUAUGAACAAACCAUGUGGUCUAAAUGCGGCCUGCCUCAAUACUCAUGGAGGCUUUGAAUGUUUGUGUCUUUCCGGUUUCGGAGGAGAUCCUUUCACCAGCUGUCAACCAGUCGAUACGGAAUUCUGUUCGGAUGCGAAUAAAUGCAAGUGCAAUGAACGUGUAUAUUGUCCCGAUGGUUAUUCAUGUGAACGCGGCUCGUGCAAGGACUUGUGUUCGAAGACAACAUGUGGCCCCAGAGCCGUUUGCGAUGCCGGAAAAUGUCUUUGCCCAUUGGGUUAUUUGGGUGAUCCCAAUAAUCUCGAGACGGGUUGUACCAUCCGUGGCCAGUGUAACAAUGAUGGCGAUUGUAAGAAUUCCGAAAUCUGCUUCCAACUCAGCAAAGGACUACGCAAAUGUGUCGAUGCCUGUUCGAAAAUACAAUGUGGUCCCAAUGCCCUGUGUGUGGCCAAUGACCAUCGGUCCUCGUGCAUUUGCAGUGAUGGAUACUUUGGUGUACCCAGCAAUUUGCAGACCGGUUGCCAGCCGGAACGCAAGAUACCCGAUGUGGAGGAUAAAUGUAAAUCCAACAACGACUGUGAAUUGGGCUACACCUGCUCGGCCGUCAACGACGGAGCCAAGGAGUGCGUGCACAUGUGUUCCAAGGUGGUGUGCGGCACCAAUGAAGUUUGCAAAGUGGACAACAGUGGCAAUGCGAUUUGUAGCUGUGAUGACAGCUAUGUUUGGAAUCCUGUAUCAUCGGCUUGUGAGAAACCCAGUCUGCCAGAUUGUACCUCAGACCAGGAAUGCCCAGCAUCUUCGGCCUGUCGCCCAGAUGUUGUUGGCGUAUUGAAAUGUGUUUCGAUUUGCGACGAGUUCACCUGUCCUGCCAACUCAAUUUGUGUUGCCAAGAAUCAUCAAGGUCGCUGUGAUUGUUUGACCGGCUUUGUGGGUAAUCCCAAUGAUCGCAAUGGUUGCCAGCCUGUACAAAAAAAUCAAUGCCGCAGCAAUGCCGAGUGUGCCGAAUCAGAGGCCUGUAUUAAAUAUGGCCCAGAGGAGAUGCUUACCUGUAGACCUGCCUGUGAGGCAAUUAAAUGUGGACCACGUGCCGUAUGCAUCACCAACAAUCAUCAAGCCCAAUGUCAAUGUCCUCCUGGACCAUUUGCUGGUGAUCCUUAUGAUCCUUACGAAGGAUGCCAGAGCGUACCUUGUGUCUACAACAAAGACUGUCCCUCGCAUCAGUUGUGCAAUCGUUUGACUCACUCGUGCUUCGAUGUGUGCGAUGAUGAAUCGUGUGGUACCAAUGCCGUGUGUUUGGCCGAAGAUCAUCGCGCCGUAUGCCAAUGUCCUCCGGGUUUCAAGGCAAAUCCCAUACCUGAAAUGGAAUGUAUUAAAACUGGGGGUUGUACACCCGGAACAUGUCAUCACUCGGCAAUUUGUGAGGUCACCGCUGAGGGCCCGAUUUGUAAAUGUCCUGAACAUUUUAUUGGCGAUCCUGUGCGCCAAGGUUGUCGCCCCGAAGGACAAUGUCCCAACGGUGAUGGCGAUUGCCCUGCCAAUACGAUUUGUAGCGGAGGUCGUUGUGUCAACCCAUGUGACAAUGCCUGCGGUGCCAAUGCCGAAUGCAAAGUUAUCAAUCGUAAACCGGUUUGCUCGUGUCCCUUCCGUUUCCAACCUAUGGGUGAGUCGGCCAAAGAAGGCUGUGCCCGUUCUGUGUCACACUGCCGCUCCGAUGCUGAUUGUGGCGGUGAGGUGUGUUACAAUGGCGAGUGUCGUGUCAUCUGCCGUGAAGAGAAUGACUGUUCGAUGGGUGAGAAAUGUUUGCAGAAUGUCUGUGUGAUUCCUUGCGUGGACCACAGCCAAUGUUCCAGUGGCUUGGCCUGCCUGAAGGGAGUUUGCUCCAUUGGCUGUCGCAGCAACAAAGAUUGUCCUUCGGAUCGUUCGUGUAUCGAUAAUAAAUGUGCCGAUCCCUGCCAGACCGGUGGUGUUUGUGGACCUAAUGCUCUCUGCAACAUUGACAACCAACGCAGUCACUGCUCUUGCCCCGAGGGCUUUGAAGGAAAUCCCACACCCGAACAGGGUUGUGUACGUGUACCAGCCCCCUGCUUGGCCACCAACCAGUGUCCUAGCGGUCAUAUGUGCAUUGGCAAUCAAUGUAAUCUACCAUGCCAAAAGACCUCCGCCUGUGCCAUUGGAGAGCGUUGCUACCAACAAGUGUGUCGCAAGGUUUGUUACACCAGCAACAACUGUCUGCCCGGAGAAAUCUGUAAUGAUGAUGGUACUUGCCAACCUGGUUGUGACUCGGAUGCAGAUUGUCCACCCACAGAGUUGUGUCUGAGCGGCAAGUGUAAGUGUGCCCAAGGUUUUAUUGGUACACCCUUCGGCUGUUCGGAUAUUGAUGAGUGUACCGAACAACCAUGCCAUGUAUCGGCUAAAUGUGAAAACAUACCCGGCUCAUUCAAGUGUGUUUGCCCCGAGGGCACGGUGGGUGAUGGCUAUGUCAAGGGAUGUGCCAAGCCCAAGGAAUGUUACAAGAAUGAGGACUGCUCCACGGCUUUGGCCUGUAUCAAUGAUAAAUGUUCCAACCCAUGUUUGACAACCAGCUGUGGUCCAAAUGCUCUCUGCCAAUCGGAACACCACCAGGCCAUGUGUGAAUGUCCACCUGGUCACUUGGGUGAUCCAUUCGACAGUUCGGUGGGUUGCUUCAAGGUGGAAUGUAUCACCGAUGACGAUUGUGCCAGUGACAGGGCCUGUGAUGAGGCCACAAAUCGCUGCAUUAAACCUUGUGAUUUGAUUACCUGUGGCAAGGGAUCCUGCAAUGUUGCCGAUCACAAGGCCAUCUGUUCUUGUUAUGAAGGUUACCACCUAAACAAUGGCAUCUGUGAAGAUGUCGAUGAAUGUCUGAACCGACCAUGCCACAAAACGGCAUUCUGUCAGAAUUUGCCGGGCUCCUUCAACUGUCAAUGUCCCGAGGGAUUGAUUGGUGAUCCUGUCCAUGCUGGAUGCCGUGAUCCCAAUGAAUGUCUUACCGACUCUGAUUGCCCCGCUACGGCCAGCUGUCAAAACUCAAGAUGUCGUAGUCCCUGUGAACGCGAAAAUGUUUGUGGCAUUAAUGCCAAUUGUGUUGCCCAAUCCCACAAUGCCAUCUGUACUUGUCCCGCCAAUGCUCGAGGAGAUCCAUCCGUCGAAUGUGUGUACAUUGAGUGUUCGGACAAUGAUGAUUGUUCCAGUGAAAAAGCCUGUGUCGAUUCAAAAUGUGUUGACCCUUGUUCCUUACCAAAUGCCUGUGGAACACAAGCGCGUUGUACUGCCCAAAAUCACAUCGGAAUUUGUUCGUGUGAACGUGGAACGACGGGUAAUCCUCAAUUGGGUUGUGUCCCUCUACAGUACUGUAAUGUCGAUAAUCAGUGUGCAGCCGGCAGCAUUUGCUCUAAUGGUCUUUGUUGUUCCCUGUGCUCAUCGAAUCGCGAUUGUAUUGCCGACCAGCUAUGUAUCCAGGGUGUUUGUCAACCCACCUGUAAAUCGAACUCUACCUGUCCCGAAUUCCAAUUCUGUUUGAACAACAUUUGCACCAAGGAGGUGUUGUGCCGCGAAGAUCAGGACUGCGGAAGCAAUGAGGUGUGUGUUGUCGACAAUUAUGGCAGAGCCAGUUGUGAAAAUGUUUGCUUGGGUCGUGCAGUGUGUGGCCGCAAUGCCGAGUGCAUUGCCCGUAGCCAUGCUGCCGAUUGCGAGUGUAAGGAAGGUUUCUUUGGAGAUCCUAAGUCUGGUUGCCGCAAAGUCGAGUGUACCUCGGAUGAGGAUUGUUCCAGCGACAAGACCUGUGAUGGUCACAUGUGUAAGAUUGCCUGCCUCAUUGGCCAGCCAUGUGGCGAACAUGCCGUUUGCACGGCCGAAAAUCACAAACAAGUUUGUCAUUGUCAACCCGGUUUCACUGGCGACCCCAAACUGGGCUGCCAGGUCAUUGAUUUCUGUAAAGAUGCUCCCUGCGGUCCAGGUGCAAGGUGUCGCAAUUCACGCGGCUCCUUCAAGUGCACAUGUCCCGCCGGUUUGGUUGGUGACCCCUAUAACGAGGGUUGUCGCACCUCCGUCGAAUGUGAGACCAACGAAGACUGCCCACCGCAUGCCGAAUGCACGAAAACAAAUGGUGUACCCAAGUGUCAUGAUGUAUGCGCCACGGUGCGCUGUGGCCCCAAUGCGGAAUGUAUUCCGAAGGGUCACAAGGCUCAGUGUGCAUGUCACAGUGGUUAUGAUGGCAAUCCCGCUGACCGGGUCAAUGGUUGCAAGCCAUUGCCAACACCUUGCCAAGUUACCGGUGAUUGUCCGAGCAAUUCGUAUUGUUCGGACGGUAUAUGCAAACCUGCUUGUGUUUUGGACACAGAAUGUACCGGCAAUGAACUAUGUCAAGGUGGCCAAUGCGUUAAUCCAUGUGGCCAACCUCAAGCAUGUGGCAUGAAUGCACUGUGCUCCAUUGACAAUCACUACAAACAAUGCUCGUGUCCUGCUGGUUUCACCGGAAAUGCCGAUGUGGAAUGUGUACGCAUACCAAUUGCCUGUAGUACCGAUUUGGAAUGUGGUCAGGGUUACAACUGUCGCGAUGGUAUGUGCUUCCCAGAAUGUGGCAAUGAUCAAGAUUGUGCCCUGAAUGAGAAAUGCUUGCGUGGCAUUUGUAUGCUCACCUGUCGUGUCGACAACGACUGCUUCUUGGGCCAUGUCUGCCUGCACAACAAGUGUGUCUUUGGCUGCCACACCGAUGACGACUGCAGUGCCUCGGAAUCCUGCCGCAAUGACAAAUGUAUUCAUCCCUGCUCCGAGAAUCCUUGUGGACCCAAUGCUGCCUGUUCGGUGUCUAAUCAUCGUGCCACCUGUACCUGUCUCGAUGGCAUGGUGCCCAGUCCCACCGCCCAGGUGGGCUGUGUACGUGCUCCUCCCCAGGAAUGUUCAGAGAACCGUGACUGUUCCAAUGGCUUGGCCUGUUUCGAAGCUGUAUGCCGACCCUUGUGCGCCGACGACUUGGGCUGCCUGUCCAAUGAACGUUGUCAAAAUGGUGCGUGCAAGCCGUUGUGUCGUCGCGAUGAUGAUUGCCGCAGCAGUGAAGUGUGUCUGGGACUGUCCUGUGUGGCCGGUUGCCGUUCAGAUCAAGGCUGUCCCGACAAUCUGUCGUGCGUCAAUCAACAGUGUGUUGAUCCCUGCUCCGAUGCCCGUGCCUGUGGCACCAAUUCCCAAUGUAAUGUCUACAAUCAUCAAAAGGUCUGCUCUUGCCCCGAUGGCUUGGUCGGCAAUCCCGAAGUGUCGUGUAAACCACCCAUCACCGUUUGUCAAACCAAUGCUGACUGUCAAUCGAAUCAACUUUGCUAUGGCGGUAGCUGUCAGAGCCGUUGCCGUAAUGACCAGAACUGCUUGGCUGAUGAGAAAUGUAUGCGUGGCUCGUGCCGCACUGUUUGCAACACGGACUCGGCCUGCGCCCAAGGACAAAUCUGUGAAAAUCGCAUUUGUCAAAUUGGCUGCCGCAAUGAUUUGACCUGUGCCCAAGAUCAGGCUUGUGUAAAUAAGCAAUGUAAGAAUCCCUGUGAUACUCCUGGCCAGUGUGGUCAAUGUGCCAAUUGCUUGGUUGUCAAUCAUGGCGUUCAAUGCAGUUGUCCCAAUGGCUUUUUGGGUGAUGGUCUCACCGGUUGUCAAAUGCCACCCCAAAGAUGUAAUCCCUCCUGCCAAUGUGAUGAAAGCAACACCUACUGUGCCGAAUCCUGUACGAGGAACACCGAUUGUGCCUGUGGCCAGAUGUGUAUGCGUGGCAAGUGCCGUUCCAAAUGUGGUGCCAACCGAUCAUGUCCAGUUGGCCAGCUGUGUGAGCGUGGAGCCUGCGUUGCUGGUUGCAAAACAAACAAUGACUGUGCCACCGACCAGACCUGUAUCAAGGGUCAGUGUAGUGAUCCUUGUGCCAAUAAGAAAUCCUGUGGCCGUAAUGCCUUGUGCACAGUGUCGGAACAUCGCAUGCUAUGCUAUUGUCCCGAUGGCUAUGAGGGUGAACCGAACAAGGAAUGUAUUCAAUUCGAAUGUCAACACGAUGAAGAUUGUGAGGCCAACAAACGCUGUGACAAGGGUAAAUGUCGUAAUCCAUGCCUGGAAUUCGGUGCCUGCGGCGUCAAUGCCCAGUGCCGUGUUGUCGAUCGCCGGCCACAAUGCUCCUGCCCACCGGACUUCUUUGGCGAUGCAGCCACAGAGUGUCAACCGCUUGAAGGUGGUUGUGACAAUAAUCCAUGCGGUGAGAAUUCACGCUGCACCGAAGUUCCCGGUGGCUAUGAAUGUUCCUGCAUGGAAGGUUGUGUUGGAGAUGCCAAAAAGGGUUGUCUAUGCGAUGGAAAUAUUGUUGAUGUAUGCAGCCAUCAAGUUUGUGGUUUGAAUGCUGCUUGCCGGGUACUGCCACACGAUGAGGCGCAAUGUUAUUGUCCCGAGGAGUAUCCCAAUGGUGAUCCAUAUGUAUUGUGUUAUUUAACUCAACCUCCAAGAAAUUGCCUAACGGAAGGUUGCGCCGUUGGUGAAUGUGUACGCCAGGGCUACGACUAUGUUUGCAAACAAGACACCGAAAAAUGUUCAGCCGACACGGAUUGCCCCAGUGAGAAAUCUUGCCAGCAGGGUCACUGCAUUGAUCCUUGUACUCUACGCGGUGCCUGUGGAGCGAAUGCAUUGUGCAAAACCGUAUUGCAUAGACCACGCUGUUCAUGUCCCAGCUGUUUCAUUGGACGUCCGGAAGUUGAGUGUAAACCCGAUCCAAAAUGUGCUGACGAGGAUCAAAGUCAGUCACGUGAUCCCCAGGAACAAAUCUCGUGUGCCCAAGACUCGGAUUGCCCGGACAGUUUACAGUGCGGCGCCUAUGGACAGUGUACGGAUCCUUGUCAGAAUCCCCAAUUUGUUUGCCGUGGCCACAAGAAAUGUGAAACCAGACGUCACCAUCCGGUGUGCGUGUGCAAAACGGGUUUCAUUGUCAAUGAAUAUGGCGAGUUGACAUGUGCCCCCGAGAAACGGGAGUGCUAUCGUGACGAUGAUUGUGCCUCAAAUAUGGCCUGCACAGAGGGUAAAUGCCGUAAUCCUUGCAUUGUGCCCGUAGGACGCGCCCCCAUUUGUGCGGAGAACAAAUCUUGCGAAGUUCAGGAUCACAAACCCGUCUGUAUAUGCAUGAAAGAUUGUCAACCUUCGAUUUCGAUAUGCCUACGUGACGCCGGCUGCCCCGCAGGUCUGGCCUGUCGCAAUUAUCAGUGUGUCAAUCCUUGCGAUUUUGCCCAAUGUGCUCCCAACUCACCGUGUAUUGUCGAGGAUCACAAGCCGAUAUGUAAAUUCUGUCCCAGUGGAUUUAUAGCCGAUUCACGUUAUGGAUGUCAAAAAGAAAUUGGAUGUGCUUCAAAUUCCGAUUGCCCUGCCCAAGCUUGCAUUAAUUCAAUAUGCGUUGAUCCCUGCUCGCUGGCCAACCACUGUGGACCCCAACAGGAGUGUAAGGUUAUUGAACAUCAACCGGUUUGCUCACGACUCUGUGAAUGUCAACGCAAAUCGGAUUGUCCAGACAAUUUCGAAUGUGAUGGUUGCCAAUGUCGUCAAGUAAUUCAACGCACACCUGGCUGUGAACACUGUGCCCAAGGAUAUCAUUGUGAUGCUAGUACUGGAGCCUGUAUAAAGGAUAAGCAAAUCAUAACUGGCAACACUACCACAUUAACCACUGCCACCUCCACCACCACCACAACAACUACACCAUCAAUAACCAAAGCCAUCGAAACAAGCACCCAAUCGUCGAUGGGCACCACUACAUCUACGACACAAAAAUCUAAAACCACUAAAAAAGAAGAUGAAGGUGUGGAAGACUUUACAACAACAAGCACAACCGAGGAACCAGAGGUGAAGACCACAUCUACCACAACAGCAGCAACAACAACAACAGUAAGUUCAACAUCCUCCUCCAAGGAUGUAGAAAGUACAACGGUAAUGAAAACUGGACCACCGAAAACAUAUCGGGAUGGUGAGAAUAAUAUUACCGAUACAACGGCGGGAGAAAUUCCCACCAGUACCACCCCAGGUCCGGUUGUUACCACCACCACUCCGCCGCAAAGAGGUGAAGAUGUCAAGGGUCCAUUUGAUUAUCCCACAACGCCCAAGAUGAAAACCACGCGUAUAGACACCUCACAAGAGGAAGAGUUCUAUAAUGCCACCACUACAACGGGAACCUCUACGACGACACCCAAAUAUGAAAGUUCCACAUUCCCGGUAAUUAUGGUAACCGAUAAACCUCAAAUCCCUGAGGAAAUACCAAGUACCGAGAAGCCUUUGGUGGCAAUGGAUAAGACAACCAUGUUUCCGGUCAUAACACCAGAAUCGACACAGGCCACCCGGGAACCACCCACCGUGGCAGCCACAACCAUGCAAAGUCCUCCCGAUGUAAUGGAACCCAUAACUACGACAACAACCGAAAAGAUUGGCAUGACAAGUCCAAAACAUGUAACCAUGUUGGAUGAGUCAAUGCCCACAACAAUGAAACCCAAAAUUUUAGAAGAAAUGACCACCACCAUGUUCCCGGUAAUUACGGAAAAGGUUACCACAAGCAUGACGGAGGUACCCGGCACCACAACAAUGCUGAUGCCAGAAACUGGUGUGUCGACCACGGAAAUGCCAGCUACUGGCAAAAAUCAAACCUCCUCUGAACCACCACCAGAUUUCAUGUCAACUAUGAUCCCUAGCACAACUACGAUCCCCACAACAUCAACCGAAAAUACCACUACAGUAACAAGCAUUACCACUACCAGCACCAUAAUCACAAUUAUUAACACUACUUGUACAGUUCAUACUAAUUGCGCCCCUAAUCAAUUGUGUAUUAUGGGACAAUGUCGUAAUAAGUGUCGUGGUGAUGGAAUCACUGAAACGAAUUGUGUAAAAGAAUCCCCUGGUAGACCCAAGAAUCCGGAACCUUGUCAAUCGAAUAAUGAUUGUAUUGAAAGUGAAGCCUGUUACAUGGGUCUGUGUCAAGAUCCCUGUGAGUUUGCCAAUGUUUGUGCGGCCACUGCUAAGUGUGUUGCCAAAAUGCACAGGCCAAUAUGUUCAUGUCCACCCGGACAUGAAGGUAAUCCAACGGUGAAAUGUGUAACGGCCGACAAAUCAAUGGAAUGCACUCAUGAUUCUGAUUGCUCCAUUACCGAGGCCUGUAUCAAUCAACGUUGUCUCCACCCUUGUGAUGCCCACAAUCCGUGUGCCCAAAAUGCUGUCUGUGUUAACACCAAUCACGCCGCCGAAUGCAGCUGUACCGAUGGCUAUGAGGGUAAUGGUUAUGUUGGCUGUCAACCAGCCUACAAAUCACCUCCGGUUUGUCAAUACAACGAGGAUUGUCCUCCGAACAAGUUGUGCGAUCGCCUGAACAGACGUUGCAUUAAUCCAUGCCAAGAGGAUUCGUGUGGUGAAAAUGCCGAAUGCUUCGCCGUCAAUCAUGGCAUUGAAUGCCGCUGCUUGGCCGGCUAUGUGGGUAAUGCCUAUGUUGAGUGCAGCGUGCUGCAAGGUUGCCGUUCCGAUGGGGAGUGUGAUGCCAGUGAGGCGUGUAUCAAUGGCAAAUGUUCCUCGCCCUGCAGCUGUGGUGCCUAUGCCCUGUGUGAUGUUGUCAAUCAUCGUGGUAUCUGUAAAUGUCCUCCUGGCUAUACAGGAAAUCCAGCAAUUGCUUGCAGUCCUCCCAGCAAUCCCUGCGAUCCCAAUCCAUGUGGCACGAAUGCCUUGUGUGAAUUGGAUAACGGCAAUCCCAUUUGUUAUUGUCCCAAGGGUCUUACCGGAAAUCCCUUCAAGAAUUGCAUUCCUGAGGGUGAUGAGUGUACACCAAAUCCCUGUGGACCCAACUCUGGCUGCCGCAUGGUCUCCAACUCACCAAUUUGUUUCUGCCUACCCGAAUAUGAAGGUCAACCACCUAACGUACCCUGUCAACUGCCAUCGAAUCCCUGUGACCCCUCACCAUGUGGACCCAACACCCAGUGUACCACAUUGUCGAAUGGUUUCUCGAAAUGUACCUGCCUGCCAGGCUAUGUGGAAAGUCCCAACACCAUACGCGGCUGCAUUGAACCCAUCAAUCCUUGUGACCCGAAUCCUUGUGGCGUUGGCGCCAUUUGUGACUCUACCCGCAACCCAGUGUGCUUCUGUCCCGACAAUAAGAUUGGAAAUCCAUUCCGUUUGUGUGAGAAGCCAUCGGUUACCAUUGAACUAUGCAAGCCCGGUCCAUGUGGCCAAAAUGCCGACUGUUAUGUUACCGAUAAUCGUGAGCAGUGCUAUUGCCGUCCUGGUUACAUUGGAGAUCCAUAUCAAAACUGCCGUGAACCACCACGCUCGGUAUGUGAACCAAAUCCUUGCGGUCCUAAUGCCGAAUGUGUUAUAUCUCCCAAUGGCCAAAGUUCCUGUGUUUGUCCCGAAGGCUUGGCUGGAGAUCCAAACUCUGCGCUAGGCUGUCAUGGUUACGAAUGUCAAGUUGAUGAUGACUGUCCCUUCGACAGGGCUUGUAUGGGCUUCAAAUGCCACGAUCCAUGCCCUGGAGCCUGUGGCCAUGGUGCCAACUGCCGUGUUGAGCAACAUCAUCCAGUGUGCUCAUGUAAUCCCGGCCUAACUGGUAAUCCCGGUGUCUUCUGCUAUGCCUUGGAUGUGCCCAAGAAACACAAGAACCCCUGCGUGCCUAGUCCAUGUGGUUUGAACAGUGAAUGUAAGGUAAUGAAUAACCGCGCCGUUUGCUCAUGUCUGCCCAGCUAUUUGGGUGAUCCCAAGACUGGCUGCCGCCCCGAGUGUGACAUCAACUCGGACUGUGGUUCCAAUCAAGCCUGUAUCAACCACAAAUGUAUCGAUCCUUGUGCUGGCACUAUUUGUGGAAUCAAUGCGUUGUGUUCGGUACAACAACAUACCCCGGUUUGCCGCUGUCUGGAUGGUUUCACUGGAGAUGCCUUCCGUCAAUGUAUUGCCAUAGGUGUGCUACACAAUGUAUCACGUGAUCCUUGUGUACCCUCGCCGUGCGGCCCCUCAGAUGUUUGUUCCGUUUACACAGAUGGUGUGGCUCUUUGCGAUCCCUGUUUCGGACCUGAUGCCCAAUAUAAUCCACGCUGUCGUCCUGAAUGUAUUUCGAAUUCUGAUUGUCCCUUCGACAAGGCAUGUUUAGGUUCUAGAUGUUUGGAUCCCUGCCCCGGCUCCUGCGGUCACAAGGCCGUUUGUCAUGUCUAUGAACACAAUCCGAUUUGUGCCUGUCCUCCAGGACUCUAUGGUAAUCCAUAUGAUCACUGUGAUGUUCCGAUACGUGACAAGCCCACACCAUCGCCCAGCUGUGCCAAAUUGCAGUGUGGCGCCAAUGCAGAUUGUAAAAAACAAAGUGGUGUCCUCUCGUGUGUCUGCCGCAAGGGUUACUUCGGUAAUCCCUUCGUGGGCUGCCGACCAGAAUGUGUGCUCAAUUCCGAUUGUCCCGUGGACAGAGCUUGUGUCAAUUCAAAAUGUGUGGAUGUUUGUGCGGGAGUUUGUGGCAUCAAUGCCCUGUGCCAGGUAGUUAACCACGGCCCGGUGUGUAUUUGUCCCGAGGGUUAUACCGGUGAUGCAUUCAAACAAUGUUCCAGAACUCCACAAAUCCCCAAUACCUAUCUACCGGUCGAUACACCCAGAAAUCCUUGUGAACCCUCACCAUGUGGUCCAAAUGCCAGAUGUUUAAUAUCGCCCGAGGGAUAUGCUGCCUGUUCCUGUCUGCCAGAUUUCAAGGGUUCACCGCCCGUCUGCCAGCCGGAAUGUAUUGUCAGCUCGGAGUGCCCCCUGCAGCAGGCAUGUAUAAAUCAACGUUGUGCCGAUCCCUGUCCUGGUACCUGUGGUGUUGCAGCCAAAUGCAAGGUCCAAAAUCAUAACCCCAUUUGCUCUUGUGAGUCGGGCUAUGAAGGAGAUCCAUUCGUUUCAUGUGUACCCGUACAAGAACAACCCAAGGAAGUAGAUCACCCAAGACCUGAGAAUCCAUGCCUUCCCUCACCAUGUGGACCAAACUCGAUAUGCCAAGUUAAGCAAGGGCGACCAGUGUGCUCUUGUGUGGCCAACUAUGUGGGAAGUCCACCAUAUUGCCGACCCGAAUGUACCCUGAACAGUGAGUGCCCGGCGGACAAGGCCUGUAUCCAGGAGAAAUGUGAAAACCCUUGCGUCAACACGUGUGGCCACAAUGCCAAGUGUACGGUCAUUGCCCAUUCAGCCUACUGCAGUUGUGAGGAAGGUUACGAAGGUGAUGCCUUUGUGGGUUGUUCCAAGGUCAUCAAGCCACAAGAUCAUGUUGAUCCAUGUUAUGCCAACCCAUGUGCUGAAAAUGCCGUUUGCACCGAACGUAAUGGCAUUGCCAGAUGUUCGUGCAUUGAACCCUACAUUGGAGAUCCCUAUACAACCGGUUGUAGACCUGAGUGUGUCUACAAUGCCGAAUGCCCGGCCCAACAGGCUUGCAUCAAGCAACAUUGUCGCGACCCAUGUGUUGGCACUUGUGGUGCGAAUGCUGAAUGUUCGGUGGCCAAUCAUGUGCCGGUUUGCAGCUGUGCUCGUGGUUAUGUUGGUGAUCCAUUUACCGGCUGUAAGAAGGAAACGCGAACACCAGUUAGUCCUUGUGAACCGAAUGUCUGUGGACCCUAUAGCAUUUGUCGUGCUGUGGAUGGCCGUCCCACUUGCUCUUGCCAGGUGGGUUACUUUGGCUCACCGCCCAACUGCCGUCCUGAAUGUGUUGUCAGUUCUGAGUGCAGUCAACAUUUGGCCUGUAUCAAUCAGAAAUGUGCCGAUCCUUGUGUUGGAACUUGCGGAUUCAAUGCCAAAUGUCAGGUGGUUAACCACAAUCCCAUUUGCUCUUGUCCCUCGGACAUGACCGGUGAUCCAUUUGAACAAUGUGUACCAAAACCCAAACAACCUAACCCUGAAAUUAAUGCCUGCCUACCCAGCCCAUGUGGUCCCAAUGCCCAGUGCCGUGACAUGGACAAUAGAGCUGUGUGCUCUUGUCUGCCCGGCAUGUUCGGUGCCCCGCCCAACUGUCGCCCCGAAUGUGUUAUCCAUCAAGACUGUCCAUCGAAUCGUGCCUGUAUUGGCCAACGUUGUGAAGAUCCUUGUGCAGGAGCAUGCGGUUUCAAUGCCGUUUGCACAGCUUUGAAUCACAAACCCGUUUGCUCCUGUCUUGAGGGUCAUGAAGGUGAUCCCUAUGCCGGCUGCAGUAUGCGAGCAAUUGUGGUCCCUGAUACACCAAGUGAUCCUUGCAAUCCCUCACCCUGCGGUUCCAAUGCCAUAUGCCGUGAACGUAAUGGUGCAGGAGCUUGUAGCUGCUUGCCAAACUAUUUCGGUGAUCCAUAUAUCAAUUGUCGUCCAGAGUGUGUACAAAACUCGGAUUGUCCGCGCACGAAAACUUGCCUGAACAUGAAAUGUGUUGAUCCGUGUGAAAACUUGUGUGGCUAUCGGGCUUUGUGUCGUGUGGCAAACCAUCAGCCCAUGUGCUCAUGUGAACCCGGUUUUACGGGAAAUCCCAUGAGAAUAUGUGUUGAAAGGCCAUCAAAUGAAUACUUACCACUGCCCGAAGAUCCAUGCCGACCUUCUCCAUGCGGUCAGUUUAGUAGUUGUCGCGUACGUGGAAAUCGUCCAAUAUGUUCUUGUUUGCCCAAUUAUAUGGGCCAGCCACCGAAUUGUAAGCCAGAAUGUGUCAUCAGUGCCGAAUGUCCUUCGGAUAAGGCAUGUGUAAAUCAACGUUGUGUAGAUCCUUGUCCCGGUACAUGUGGUCACAAUGCUAGAUGUCGCGUUACAAAUCAUUCGCCCAUCUGCACUUGCAUGCAGGGCUAUACGGGUGAUCCGUUCCAUCAGUGUCAACCGGAAAGAAAACCCGAACCGCCAAGAGAUCCCAUUGUACCACAAAAUCCAUGCAUACCAUCACCGUGUGGUCCGAAUUCGCAGUGUCGAGUCUCCAGCAAUGGUGCCGUUUGUUCUUGCCUACGCGAGUACAUUGGACGUCCGCCGAACUGUCGUCCCGAAUGUUCCAUCAAUUCGGAGUGCCCCUCGCAAAGGGCAUGUCUCAAUAAUCGUUGUGUUGAUCCCUGUAUCGGUUCGUGUGGCAACAAUGCUCAAUGUCAUGUUAGCAAUCAUGUACCGGUGUGUAUGUGUCAGGAUGGCUUUACUGGAGAUCCAUUUUCGGGUUGUUAUCUCUUAAUAAAAAUUCCCGAUGAACCCAUACAACCCUGCAAUCCCAGCCCCUGCGGUUUGAAUGCUUUGUGCGAAGAACGUAAUCGUGCGGCUGCAUGUAAAUGCAUACCCGAAUAUUUCGGUGAUCCAUAUGUUGAGUGUCGACCGGAAUGUGUUCUGAACUCGGAUUGUUCGAAAUCACAGGCCUGUGUCAAUAACAAAUGUGUGGAUCCCUGUCCGGGUGUGUGUGGUCAUAAUGCCGAAUGUUAUGCUUUGAAUCAUCAGGCAAAUUGUGAAUGUUUAUUGGGCUUUACGGGAAAUCCCAAUGUGGGUUGCCAUGCCAUACCAGAAACACCUAAAUAUGACAUUACCGUACCCAGCAAUCCCUGUGUACCCUCACCAUGUGGUCCCUAUAGCAAUUGUCGGGUACAAAAUGGUCAUGCCGUUUGCUCGUGUGUGGCCAAUUAUAUUGGCGCCCCACCCAAUUGUCGUCCCGAAUGUAUGACCAGCUCUGAUUGUGCCCAGGACAAAUCGUGUAUAAAUGAGAAAUGCAAAGAUCCUUGUCCGGGAACGUGUGGCAUUAAUGCCCAGUGUCGCGUGGUCAAUCAUAAUCCCAUAUGUUCAUGCAUGUCUGGCUUCACCGGAGAUCCAUUCAUACGCUGUAUAUACGAAGAAAAACGUCCAAUCGUAAGAGAUCCUGUGAAUCCCUGUGUACCCUCGCCAUGUGGUCCGAAUUCACAGUGUCGCGUCUCGCCGAACAACGAUCAGGCAGUUUGCUCUUGCCUGGCGAAUUACAUUGGUCGGGCGCCAAACUGCCGUCCCGAAUGUACUUCGAACUCCGAUUGCCGCGGCAAUAUGGCUUGCAUCAAUCAGCGUUGUCAAGAUCCAUGUCAGGGCUCAUGCGGUUCAUUUACCACAUGUACUGUAAAUAAUCAUAGACCAAUAUGUCGUUGCUUGCCAGGUUAUACGGGUGAUCCAUUUUCAGAAUGUAGUCCGCAAAUUAUUGUACCACCGGAAAAGGCGGAGCCGUGCAACCCGAGCCCUUGUGGUGCCAAUGCCGUUUGCAAGGAACGUAAUGGUGUGGGAUCCUGUACUUGCUUGCCGGAAUAUCAUGGAGACCCAUACACGGAAUGCCGUCCGGAAUGUGUGCUCAAUACCGACUGUGCCAAGAAUCGUGCCUGCAUCAACAACAAAUGUCGCGAUCCAUGUCCCGGCGUGUGUGGCGUUGAUGCCCAGUGUCAUGUCAUCAAUCAUGCUCCAAGUUGCAGUUGUCCUUCCGGUUACACUGGCAAUCCAUCGGAAUAUUGUCGCAAAGAAAUCAAACAAUUAGACACCGUGAAACCAUGCCGUCCCUCACCCUGCGGCCCUUACAGCCAAUGUCGUGAGGUAAAUGGACAUGCAGUCUGCUCUUGCUUAACCAAUUAUUUGGGUACCCCACCAGCCUGUCGUCCAGAGUGUUCCGUUAGCUCGGAAUGUGCUCAAGAUAGGGCUUGUUUGAAUUUGCGUUGCGUAGAUCCAUGUCCAGGCACCUGCGGCAAUGAAGCCGUCUGCAAGGUUACCAAUCACAAUCCAAUUUGUUCUUGCCCAUCGGGUUACACCGGUGAUCCGUUUAUACGUUGCAUUAAAAUCGAAGAACGUAAGGUGGAGGAUGAUAAACCGUCGAAUCCUUGCAUACCAAGUCCUUGUGGACCCAACUCUCAGUGUCGUGUGGUGGGUGAGACGCCUGUCUGCUCUUGUCUCCCAGAUUUUGUGGGUCGUGCACCUAACUGUCGUCCCGAGUGUAGCAUUAACUCAGAAUGUCCUGCAAACUUGGCUUGUAUCAAUGAGAAAUGUAAAGAUCCUUGCCCGGGAUCGUGUGGUUUCAAUGCCUUCUGUAAUGUGGUCAAUCAUUCGCCAGUUUGUAGCUGUGAGCAGGGUUAUUCCGGAGAUCCAUUUGCCGGUUGCAAUCCAACACCGGUACCCGAAGAACGUUUGACACCCUGUAAUCCCUCACCUUGUGGCCCCAACGCUGAGUGCAAGGAACGCAAUGGUGCCGGUUCUUGUACCUGUGUCGAGGGUUACUUUGGUGAUCCUUACAGCGGCUGUAGGCCUGAAUGUGUCGUCAAUUCCGAUUGUCCACGUGACAAGUCGUGUGUCAAUCAAAAAUGUUCCGAUCCCUGCCCAGGAGUUUGUGGUAUUAAUGCCGAGUGCCGGGUGGGCAAUCAUGUGCCAACAUGUCACUGCCUACCAGGUUUCACCGGCAAUCCUCUCAGUUCUUGUCGUCUCAUUCCCGAACCGGAACCAGAACCAAUUGCCCGCGAUGAAAAUCCCUGUCAACCUUCACCCUGUGGCCCGUAUAGCCAGUGUCGUGAAGUAAAUGGCCAUGCCGUUUGCUCGUGUCAAACCAGCUAUAUCGGUUCGCCGCCCAAUUGUCGCCCCGAAUGUAUUGUCAGUUCGGAUUGUGCUCAGAAUAUGGCUUGUCAAAAUCAAAAAUGUAUAGAUCCUUGUCCUGGCACCUGUGGAGCCGAAGCACGUUGCCAAGUUGUAAAUCACUAUGCAGCAUGUUCCUGUCCUCCUGGUUAUACGGGAGAUCCUUUCAAUAGAUGUACUAGAAUUAAAUUGGAUGUUCGUCCAGUCGAAAAGACGGGCAAUCCAUGUGUACCCUCUCCAUGUGGACCCAACUCGAAAUGUAUCGAUGUUGGUGGUGGUUCGCCUGCAUGCUCCUGUUUGCCCGACUAUCUGGGACGGCCACCUAAUUGUCGUCCCGAAUGCAUGAGUAGCUCGGACUGUCCAGCCAAUAUGGCCUGCAUGAAUCAGAAAUGUUCGAAUCCGUGUGCCGGUGCUUGUGGCAUACAUACACAGUGUACAGUUAUAAAACACAGUCCUGCAUGUCAAUGUGAACCUGGCUACACCGGAGAUCCGUUCUCUGGCUGUAGUGCUGUACAAAUAACUGAUACCACUGAACGUCCUCGCGAUCCAUGCAAUCCCUCACCUUGCGGUGCCAAUGCCGUUUGCCGCGAACGUAAUGGUGUCGGUUCCUGUGCCUGUCUUCCCGAGUACUUCGGCGAUCCCUACACCGGCUGUAGACCUGAAUGUGUACAAAAUUCCGAUUGUGAUCGCUCAAAGGCUUGCUUCAACAACAAGUGCCAGGAUCCUUGUCCUGGAGUAUGUGGCAUUAAUGCCGAGUGCAGAGUCAUCAAUCAUGCUCCCAACUGCCAAUGCUUUGAAGGUUAUACCGGAGAUGCUCAUCGCGCCUGUUCUGUUAUUGAAGUCACAACUAUGGCACCAUUGAAUCCAUGCUAUCCUUCACCAUGCGGACCUUACAGUCAGUGUCGUGAAUCGAAUGGUCAUGCCGUUUGCUCCUGCUUGGACAAUUAUAUUGGCGCUCCUCCAUCUUGUCGUCCCGAGUGCGUUGUCAGCUCUGAAUGUCCUCAGAACAGGGCUUGUAUACAACAGAAAUGUGGUGAUCCAUGUGCUGGCGCAUGUGGUUCUCAGGCCAGAUGCCAAGUGGUGAAUCACAAUCCGAUCUGUACUUGCCCGGCCAACAUGACCGGUGAUCCAUUUGUGGAGUGUGUUGUGGAUCAACAAACUCCUCGGGAUCCCAUGAAUCCUUGUGUACCUUCACCAUGUGGCCCCAACUCAUUGUGCCGUGAAAUCGGUGACCAGGCAGCCUGUUCUUGCCAGACUAACUACAUUGGAAGACCACCCAACUGCCGACCGGAAUGUACCAAUCACGAUGAGUGUCAAAGUAAUUUGGCCUGUCAAAAUGAACGUUGCAUUGACCCUUGCCCAGGAUCCUGUGGCUCCAAUGCUCUCUGUAAGGUGGUUCAACACAACGCAAUUUGUUCUUGUGCCGAUGGCUACGAAGGAGAUCCAAUUUACGGUUGUCAACUCGUAGAACCCGUAUUGCCCAAACAGCCACCCACCUCACCUUGUGAACCCUCACCAUGUGGACCUCAUGCCGAGUGCCGUGAACGUAACGGAGCCGGUGCUUGCUACUGUCACGAUGGCUACGAAGGUAAUCCGUACGAUGCUCAAGUGGGUUGUCGCCGUGAAUGCGAAUCCAAUGAUGAGUGCUCGCCAGCUCAAGCUUGUGUCCGUUUCAAAUGUGUGGACCCUUGCAUAAAUAUUUGCGGAGAAUACGCCAUCUGCUCGGUGGACAAUCAUGUACCAACCUGCACCUGUCCACAAGGUUAUUCUGGAGAUCCAUUCUUCCAAUGCAAACCAGUGCCUGUCACACCACGGCCCAUUAUUAAUCCUUGUGUGCCAUCUCCUUGUGGUCCCAACAGUAUUUGCCGCAACAUCAAUGAACAGGCGGUUUGCUCAUGUCAAUCCGGGUUCGUCAAUCAACCACCCAACUGUCGUCCGGAGUGUGUGGUCAGCUCUGAGUGUUCGGCCGAUAGGGCUUGUGUCAACAACAAGUGCGUGGACCCAUGUCAACAUACUUGUGGUCACAUGGCCAUUUGUCAGGUCAAGAAUCACAGUCCUAUCUGCACCUGUCCCAGAGGCAUGACGGGAGAUCCAUUUGUCAAGUGUUCGAAGAUACCCAUUGUAAUUGAAGAAGAUCCCACCGAGAAACCGCCAUCAUGUGUUCCUUCACCAUGCGGACCCAAUUCAAAAUGUCAAAUCAUUGGUGGCAGUCCAGCAUGCUCCUGCUUGCAAGACUUUAUUGGCGCCCCACCAAAUUGCCGACCAGAAUGUGUUCUCAACUCUGAAUGUGGUCCCAACGAGGCUUGUAUCAAUCAGAAAUGCCGUGAUCCUUGUCCUGGUUCUUGCGGUUUCGAAGCCAAAUGCCAUGUCCUAAAUCAUGUUCCUAUUUGCAAUUGCUUGGAUGGCUACACCGGAGAUCCAUUUGUACGAUGCAGUCCAGAACCGGUCACAGAAUCGCCUAAGACACCAAAUGAUCCAUGUGAUCCUAAUCCAUGCGGUCCGAAUGCUGAUUGCUUUAAUGGUGAAUGUAGAUGCCAAGACAAUUACCAAGGUAAUCCUUAUGAUGGUUGCCGUCCCGAAUGUACUCUCUCGGCUGAUUGUCCUCGCGAUAAGGCAUGCAUGCGCAACAAGUGUGUUGAUCCUUGUCCUGGAACUUGUGGCGUUAACGCUUUGUGUGAAGUCCUCAAUCACAUUCCAGUGUGCUCCUGCCAACGAGGCUAUGAGGGUGAUCCAUUCACCAAUUGCAGACUGAAGGUCGAGAAACCAGAUGAACCCGUCGAACCUUGUUCGCCAUCACCAUGUGGACCCAACAGCCAGUGCCGCAACAUCAACGACCAUGCUGUGUGCUCGUGCAUGGAUGGUUUCAUUGGUGCCCCACCACAGUGUCGACCAGAAUGUGUGGUAUCCAGUGAAUGCUCAGCUGUACAGGCUUGCGUUAACAAGAAAUGCGUUGAUCCAUGUGCCGGAGCUUGUGGUAUUGAUGCCCGUUGUGAGGUUAUCAAUCACAGUCCAAUUUGUGGUUGUCCUCCGGGUAAGACAGGAGAUCCAUUCAAGAGGUGUUUAGAUAUUCCUCCACCACCACCAACUCCCAAAGAUCCGAUUGCCGAAAGAGAUCCUUGCGAUCCAUCACCAUGCGGUCCAAACUCAGUUUGCAGGUCUGGUCCCAAUGGUCAUACUUGUCAAUGCCUGCCCGAAUUCUUUGGCUCACCACCAAAUUGCCGACCAGAAUGUAUUAUCAAUCCCGACUGUCCCUCAACGCAGGCUUGCAUCAACAACAAGUGUCGCGAUCCCUGCCCAGGCUCUUGCGGUACCAAUGCUGAAUGCCGUGUCAUCAGCCAUACUGUGUCAUGCUCAUGUCCGGCUGGAUUUGCUGGCAAUGCCUUUGUUCAAUGCCUGCAACAAAGAGAGGAACCCAUCAGGCCAUGUGAGCCCUCGCCAUGUGGACCAAACGCCGAAUGUAUCGAGCGCAACGGCGCCGCUUCAUGUCGCUGUGUUGAUGACUAUCAAGGCAAUCCCUACGAAGGAUGCAGACCUGAGUGUGUGCUCAGUUCGGAUUGUCCCACCGAUAUGGCUUGUAUACGCAACAAAUGUAAAGAUCCAUGUCCUGGAAUUUGUGGUUCCAAUGCCCAGUGUUAUGCCGUUAAUCAUGUACCCAAUUGUGUUUGCAAUGAAGGCUAUACUGGAGAUCCAUUCUCCAACUGCCGACCAGAACCUAAGUUACCACCACCAACCCCAGGCAAUCCUUGCCAGCCAUCGCCGUGUGGACCGAACAGCAAGUGCCGCGUGUCAAAUGAUCUGCCCGUAUGCUCCUGCCUCGAAAACUUUGUGGGAGCACCACCCAACUGCAAACCAGAAUGUACCGUCAAUGCAGAAUGUCCCCAGAACAAGGCUUGCCACAAGUUCAAAUGUGCCAAUCCUUGUGCUGGCACUUGUGGCAUUGAUGCCAAAUGUGAAGUGAUCAACCAUAACCCGAUUUGCAGUUGUGCCUUGGAUAUGACCGGUGAUCCAUUUACAAGAUGUUAUCCGGCUCCCGAAGAGCCCAAGGAUGCUCCAAAACCAUCCAAGAAUCCAUGCGUGCCUUCGCCCUGUGGACUCUAUUCCGAAUGUCGAGUGAGUGGAGAUCAGCCGUCGUGCUCUUGCCUGCCCAACUAUAUUGGAUCACCACCAAAUUGCCGUCCAGAAUGUGUUGUCAACACUGAUUGUCCAUCUGAUCUGGCGUGUAUUGCCGAGAAGUGUCGCAAUCCUUGUGAUGGCACCUGUGGCAUUAAUUCCGAGUGCCGCAUACAAAAUCAUUUGGCAAUCUGUACCUGUCGCACUGGCUUCACCGGAGAUCCAUUCUCUCAAUGUAUUGAAAUUAUUGAAGAAAAGACUCAAACUCCUGUGGAAAGUGAUCCAUGCAGUUUGCAGCCAUGUGGAGCCAAUGCUGAAUGCCGUCCCGGUGGAGUGUGUGUCUGUUUGAGAGACUAUCAAGGAGAUCCCUAUGUCGGAUGCCGUCCUGAAUGUACUCUGAGCACAGACUGUUCACCCAACAAGGCUUGCUUGAAUAAGAAGUGUGUUGAUCCCUGCCCCGGAACCUGUGGCCAAAAUGCCCAAUGUGAUGUCAACAACCACAUACCGGCUUGUACUUGCCCUAAGGGUUAUACUGGAGAUGCAUUCGUCAAUUGUCGUCAAGUGGUGCGUCAAGAGGAACCAAUUGAUUUCUGUCGCCCCAAUCCAUGCGGUCCCAACAGUGUGUGUCAAGUUACGCCCCAAGGUCCAAAAUGUGCCUGUCAAAUGGGUAUGUUGGGCUCCCCGCCAGCCUGUAAACCUGAAUGUAUUGUCAGCUCUGAGUGUUCGCUACAAAUGGCUUGCAUCAAUCGUAAAUGUGUUGAUCCCUGCCCCGGAGCUUGUGGCCAAUUUGCCAGAUGUCAAGUUAUCAAUCACAAUCCAAUUUGUACUUGCAAUACUGGUUACACUGGUGAUCCAUUCACCCGAUGCUAUGAAGAACCAAAGAUAGAGGCACCACGCGAACCCAAACAUCCAUGUGUGCCAUCACCAUGUGGCCCCAACUCAGAAUGCAAAGAGGUGGGCGAUAGCCCAGCAUGUUCGUGUGCUGCCAAUUUCUUGGGUACACCACCAAAUUGCCGACCAGAAUGUACCAUCAAUCCCGAGUGUCCAUCGACGAAGGCUUGUAUACGCCAGAAAUGUGAAGAUCCCUGUAUCGGUUCGUGCGGUUUCAAUGCCCGCUGUACCGUUGCCAAUCAUAUGCCGAUUUGUAGCUGUGAAGCAGGUUUCACCGGAGAUCCAUUUUCAAGCUGUCAACCAAUACCAGAACGAGUUGUCAACGAACAAAUCACACCCUGUGAACCCAAUCCAUGUGGUUCGAAUGCCGUGUGCCGUGAACAAAACGGUAUUGGUUCCUGUCAAUGUCUACCCGAAUAUUUCGGUGAUCCAUAUCAAUCAUGUCGUCCCGAAUGUCUGCGCAAUUCCGAUUGUCCCACGACACGUGCCUGCACGCAAAAUAAAUGCACCGAUCCCUGUCCGGGUACCUGUGGUUCGAAUGCCAUAUGUACGGUAACAAAUCACAUACCAUCAUGUUCCUGUUUGCCAGGUUAUACGGGUGCUCCGUAUAGUUUUUGCCACAGGGCACCAGAGCAACCAAUUCGUCUCCAAGAACCCUCAAAUCCCUGUUCACCAUCGCCAUGUGGUCCCAAUUCUCAGUGUCGGGAAUUAAAUGGUCAGGCGGUAUGUUCUUGUUUGGAGAACUUUAUUGGUCUGCCGCCGGCCUGUAGGCCAGAAUGUGUUCUAAGUUCCGAAUGUGCCAGCGAUAGGGCCUGCAUCAAUCAACGUUGUCAAGAUCCUUGUCCAGGCACCUGUGGUCUCAACACGGAAUGUCGUGUACGCAAUCACAGCCCAUUGUGUCAAUGUAGGCCCGGAUUUACGGGUGAUGCCUUCACAAGAUGUUUCCCCAUACCACCUCCUCAAGUCAUUAUAAAGGAUAUCGUACAGCGUGAUCCUUGUCAACCCUCACCGUGUGGUCCCAAUUCACAGUGUCGCAAUAAUCAGGGUGUACCCUCAUGUACAUGCCUGCCCAAUUAUAUGGGCGCACCGCCAAAUUGUCGGCCAGAAUGUUCGAUAAGUGCCGAAUGUGCCUCGGACAGGGCAUGCAUACGGGAACGUUGCAUAGAUCCUUGUCCAGGUUCAUGUGGUUUUUCGGCCGUUUGUAAUGUGGUAAAUCACACACCGGUUUGUACCUGUCCUGAGGGUUACACAGGUGAUCCAUUUAGUUCAUGUAGUCCGGCACCUCCUGAAGAGGUUUACAAUGAACCAACAGAUCCUUGCCGUCCCUCACCAUGCGGACCAAAUGCUCAAUGUCGAAAUGGCAUUUGCUCUUGCCUGCCCGAAUAUCAAGGUGAUCCAUAUCGUGGUUGUCGUCCCGAAUGUGUAUUGAAUGCCGAUUGUAGCCGUGACAAGGCUUGUUCACGCAGCAAAUGUGUGGAUCCUUGUCCGGGUACUUGUGGUGACAAUGCCAUUUGUGAGGUUAUCAAUCACAUACCCAUGUGCCGAUGCCCGGAGGGCACAGCUGGAAGUGCCUUUAUUAGGUGUUCUCCUCAGCAAAAAUUGAUGACUCCCACAAAACCCUGUCAACCCUCGCCGUGUGGUCCCAAUUCACAGUGUCGCGUCAUAAAUCAACAACCAGUCUGCUCUUGUCUACAAGGUUUCAUAGGUGCUCCUCCUCUCUGUCGCCCCGAAUGUACCUCCAACUCGGAGUGUCCACCAACUCAGGCCUGUUUGAAUCAAAAAUGCCGCGAUCCAUGCCCUGGAACAUGUGGAGUUCGGGCACAAUGUUCGGUUGUCAAUCACAGUCCCUUCUGUACCUGUGCCAACGGUUUUACCGGAAAUCCAUUUGUCAGUUGUCAGCGCAUAAUUGAACCGGUACGGGAUGUUGUUCCCCAAAAUCCCUGCAAUCCUUCACCAUGUGGCCCCUACUCCAGGUGUAAACCCAUAGGCGAGGCACCAUCCUGCUCAUGUUUGGAGUCAUACAUUGGAGUGCCACCAAAUUGCCGUCCAGAAUGUGUUACCAGUUCAGAUUGUGCCAGUAACUUGGCCUGCAUUAAUCAAAAAUGUGUCGAUCCCUGUCCAGGACGUUGUGGCCUAAAUGCCGACUGUAGAGUAGUUAGUCAUGCCGUGCAGUGUGUGUGCUUUGAGGGUUACACGGGAGAUCCAUUUGUCCAGUGUUCCCCAGCCCUGGAAAGAGAUGUCAUUGAAGUGCUCACUCCCUGCAGCCCAUCACCAUGUGGACCGAAUGCGGUUUGCCGAGAACGUAAUGGAGCUGGAUCAUGCACCUGCCUGCCAGAAUAUUUCGGCAACCCGUAUGAAGGUUGUCGUCCCGAAUGUCUACUCAAUUCCGAUUGUCCCUCGAAUAAGGCUUGUCUGCAACAAAAAUGUCAAGAUCCCUGUCCUGGAACCUGUGGACAAAAUGCUGAAUGUCAAGUGGUAAAUCAUUUGCCAACAUGCAAUUGCUUGCCGGGUUAUAUUGGUGAUCCUUAUCGUCUUUGUCAAAUGCCCGCAGAACCGAUACGCAAUGAAUAUGUCAAUCCUUGCCAACCCUCGCCAUGUGGCCCCAAUUCCCAGUGUCGUGAGGUAAAUACCCAGGCAGUAUGCUCAUGCUUGCCUGAAUUUAUUGGGCAACCUCCGGCCUGUCGACCGGAAUGUACAAUUUCCUCAGAGUGUCCCGCGGACAAGGCUUGUGUUAACCAGAAAUGUGUUAAUCCAUGUGCCAAUUCGCCAUGUGGACAAAAUGCCGAGUGUAGGGUUCGCAAUCACAGUCCUUUGUGUUCUUGUAAUCGUGGUUAUACCGGUGAUGCCUUCACCAGAUGUUAUCCCAUACCACCACCACCACCACCUCAAGUGGAACGUGAAGAAAUCCGUGAUCCAUGUGUGCCCUCGCCUUGUGGACCUAAUUCGGAAUGUCGCAAUAGCAAUGGUGUACCCUCAUGUUCGUGUCUGGUCACAUUUAUUGGCCAGCCACCGAAUUGUAGACCUGAGUGUACCAUAAAUUCAGAAUGUCCCUCACAACAGGCUUGCAUCAAUCAGAAAUGUAGAGAUCCUUGCCCUGGAGCAUGUGGUUUCAAUGCCAUUUGUCGUGUCAUAAAUCACACACCAUCGUGUGCUUGUCAGGAGGGUUACAUUGGUAAUCCAUUUACUAGCUGCUCUCCCAAACCGCCAGAACCUACCUCUCCUCCUCGUUUGGAUGAUCCUUGCAACCCCUCGCCCUGCGGCCCUAAUGCCCUUUGUAAUAACGGCCAGUGUUCUUGCAUAGCCGAAUAUCAAGGUGAUCCUUAUGUCGGUUGCCGACCAGAGUGUGUUCUCAAUACGGAUUGUCCUCGCAACAGGGCUUGUAUCCAAAAUAAAUGCAUGGAUCCAUGUCCUGGAACAUGUGCCGAUACGGCCAUAUGUGAGGUUCACAAUCACGUACCAAUGUGCCAUUGUCCCGAAGGAAUGACGGGAAAUGCCUUCUUCGACUGUCGUGCCAUACCAACUCCUGUGCCAACAAACCCUUGUCAACCCUCACCAUGUGGUCCCAACAGUCAAUGUCGUGUUGUCCAGGAUACAGCCGUUUGCUCAUGUCUACCCAAUUUCAUUGGCAGUCCUCCACAAUGUAGACCAGAGUGUACCACAAAUUCUGAUUGUGCACCCGAUCAAGCUUGCCAGAAUUUGAAAUGCCGUGAUCCAUGUCCGGGCACCUGUGGAUUCAAUGCCAUCUGUAACGUUGUCAACCAUGCGCCGUACUGUACCUGCCGCCAAGGCAUGACUGGCGAUCCAUUUGUAAGAUGUGAACCUGUUUUGGAACCAAUUAGAGAUGUUAAGACACCCGUCAAUCCAUGUGUUCCCUCACCCUGUGGUCCCAACUCGGAAUGUCGUGUCAAUGGAGAUUCACCAUCAUGUUCCUGCCUGCCAGAAUUCAUUGGAGCUCCACCGCAAUGUCGCCCAGAAUGUAUUUCCAAUUCUGAGUGUGCUUCUAACAUGGCCUGCAUAAAUCAAAAAUGCCGCGAUCCCUGUCCAGGAUUGUGUGGACAGAAUGCUCUGUGUAGGGUGUUCUCACACACACCAAUGUGUUUGUGUGAGCAAGGUUUUACCGGAGAUCCCUUCACGGUGUGUAGUCCAGUACAGCAAGCACCACCAGAAGUUUUGAGGCCUUGUGAUCCCAGUCCCUGUGGUGCCAAUGCCAAAUGUGAAGAACGCGCCGGUGCCGGAUCAUGUCAGUGUCUGCCAGAUUACUUUGGCAAUCCCUAUGAAGGUUGUCGCCCUGAAUGUGUCUUAAAUUCGGACUGUCCAUCUAAUAAGGCUUGCCGUAAUCAAAAAUGUGUGGAUCCUUGCCCCGGAACUUGUGGUCAAAAUGCCGAGUGCCAAGUUAUAAAUCAUUUGCCCUCAUGUAACUGCUUCGCUGGUUAUACCGGAGAUCCGUAUAAUUUCUGCUCUGUAGUAAGAGAUGAACCCAUACGUGAAUAUGUAAAUCCCUGCCAACCUUCGCCAUGUGGUCCCAAUUCUCAGUGUCGGGAAGUUAAUCAACAGCCCGUCUGUUCUUGCCUCCCAGACUACAUUGGCUCACCACCAGCCUGUAGGCCGGAAUGUACAUCCAGUUCGGAAUGCGCCGCCGACAAGGCUUGCAUUAAUCGUAAAUGUGCCGAUCCUUGUCCUGGCGUGUGUGGUCAAAAUGCUGUGUGCAAUGUAAGAAAUCAUAGCCCCAUAUGUUCGUGUAGCAACGGCUUUACUGGUGAUGCUUUCUUACGUUGCUUCCGCAUACCACCGAAGCAAUCCGAACCGGUUGUCCAACAACCACCCAGAGAUCCAUGUGUACCAUCGCCCUGUGGUCCCAAUGCACAAUGUCGUAAUGUGGGCGGUACACCGUCCUGCUCAUGUCUACCCAACUUCUUGGGUUCACCGCCACAAUGCCGACCCGAAUGUACCAUCAAUUCGGAAUGUGGCUCCGCCCAGGCUUGCAUUAAUGAAAAGUGUAGAGAUCCAUGUCCCGGUUCUUGUGGCAGUAAUACAGUUUGUUUUGUGCGUAGCCACACACCGAUUUGUAGCUGCCAACCCGGUUAUACCGGAGAUCCAUUCACUGUUUGUAAUCCUAUACCACCGCCACAGACCGAAAUUGUGCCUGCCGACGAUCCUUGCAAUCCUUCGCCAUGCGGUGCAAACGCUCAAUGCCGUGAUGGACAAUGCUCCUGCCUGCCAGAUUACCAUGGUGAUCCCUACACUGGUUGCCGACCUGAGUGUGUUUUGCACACAGACUGUGCCCGUGAAAGGGCUUGUGUUCGUCACAAGUGUGUGGAUCCUUGCCCAGGAACUUGUGCCUCGAAUGCCAUAUGCGAAGUAGUCAAUCACAUACCAAAUUGUAGGUGUCCAGAAGGUAUGCAGGGUAAUGCUUUCACCUUCUGCUCUCCCAUUCCAAAACAAGAUAUACCCUCAAAUCCCUGCCAACCAUCACCAUGUGGUCCGAACUCUCAGUGUCGCGAAAUCAAUGGACAAGCCGUGUGUUCUUGCAUUGAAGGUUAUAUGGGAAGCCCUCCAUUGUGCCGCCCAGAAUGUACCACCAAUUCAGAGUGUCCUCUCAAUCAGGCUUGUCUGAAUCUAAAAUGUUCUGAUCCAUGUCCGGGAGUUUUUGGUCGCAAUGCCAUUUGUCAUGUCAGCAAUCACAGUCCGUUCUGUAAAUGUCCCGACAGAUAUGAUGGCAAUCCGUUUGUAAGUUGUCAACCCAUGCGAGAUCAGCCUACACCACCAGCACCCAAACAACCUUGCCAGCCGUCACCUUGUGGUCCUUAUGCCCAGUGCCGUGAGAUUGGCGAGACACCUUCAUGUACCUGCCUACCCGAUUAUGUGGGAGCACCGCCAAACUGCCGCCCUGAAUGUGUUACCAGUUCCGAAUGUCCUUCGAACCAGGCAUGUAUCAACCAAAAAUGUAAAGAUCCCUGUCCGGGAUUGUGCGGCAGCGGUGCUGAAUGUAGAGUGGUGUCGCAUACACCAAGUUGCUAUUGUCCAGCCGAGUUUGAGGGCGAUCCAUUUGUUCAAUGUGUUCGCAAACAGCCUGUUCCCCAACUGGAACAAGUUGAUCCAUGCAAUCCAAGUCCGUGUGGCCCUAAUGCCCGUUGUACCCAACGAAACGGUGCCGGUUCAUGUCAAUGUUUCCCUGAAUACUUUGGUAAUCCCUACGAAGGCUGCCGUCCCGAAUGUGUUUUGGACUCUGAUUGCGCCAGCAACUUGGCUUGUCAAAACAUGAAAUGUCGUGACCCCUGCCCCGGUACAUGUGGUCAGAAUGCCAUCUGUAACGUCUUGAAUCAUAGGCCUAAUUGUGUUUGCAUACCGGGUUAUGCUGGAGAUCCAUAUCGUUUGUGUUCGCUCGAAAAACAACCAAUCAAAGAAUAUGUCAAUCCUUGCCAGCCUUCACCAUGUGGCCCUAAUUCUCAGUGUCGUGAAAUUAAUGAGCAACCGGUUUGCUCUUGCUUGCCAGAAUAUAGCGGCAGUCCACCAUUAUGUAGACCUGAAUGUACAAUUUCAUCGGAAUGUGCAUUCGACAAGGCUUGUGUCAAUCAAAAGUGUGUUGAUCCCUGUCCGGGAACCUGUGGCACAAAUGCCAUUUGUAAGGUCCGUAAUCACAGACCAUUGUGUUCGUGUAGAGCCGGUUUCACCGGAGAUCCAUUCUUUAUGUGUCGACCAAUACCUCCUGAACCUCCGGUCCAAGAGGUACAAAAAACACCCGUCGAUCCUUGCUUCCCAUCGCCAUGUGGCCCCAAUUCAGUGUGUCGAAAUGUGGGAGAUUCACCAGCAUGUUCUUGUCUACCAAAUUACAUUGGAGCGCCACCUCAAUGCCGACCUGAGUGUGUGGUCAACUCAGAUUGUCCCAGCAGUGAGGCUUGCAUUAAUGAGAAAUGUCGCAAUCCUUGUGUGGGUGCCUGUGGUCUUGGAGCUCUGUGUGAGGUUAAUAAUCACACUCCAAACUGUAGAUGUCCUGCAGGUUAUACCGGGGAUCCAUUUACCGCGUGUAGCCCAGCACCACCACCUCCACCAACACCCACCGUCAAAGACGAUCCUUGCAAUCCUUCACCCUGCGGUCCCAAUGCUCGUUGUGAUGAUGGUGUUUGUACUUGCCUACCCGAAUAUCAAGGAGAUCCCUACAGCGGCUGUCGCCCUGAAUGUGUUUUAAAUUCAGAUUGUUCCCGUGAUUUGGCAUGUAUACAAAACAAAUGUCGCGAUCCGUGUCCGGGAACUUGUGCCGCAAAUGCCCUUUGCCAAGUUAUAAAUCACAUUCCAAUGUGUUCAUGUCCCGAGGGCAUGACGGGCAAUGCAUUUGUUGUCUGCUCUCCUGUACCAACUCGUGUUCAAACGAAUCCAUGUCAGCCAUCUCCCUGUGGACCAAAUUCACAGUGUCGCGUUGUUAAUUCUCAGGCUGUAUGCUCUUGUCUUCCCUCAUUUUUGGGUACCCCACCGGCUUGCAGACCGGAAUGUACGGCAAAUCAGGAAUGUCCAGCCAAUUUGGCAUGUGUCAAUCAGAAAUGUAUUGAUCCAUGUCCCGGAGCUUGUGGCCGUAAUGCUCAAUGUUCGGUGACCAAUCAUAGCCCUUACUGUACAUGUGUGGCCGGUUAUACAGGAAAUCCAUUUGUGGCGUGUCAGCAAAUCAUUGAACCCAUACGAGAGGAUCCUGUACCCAAGGAUCCAUGUCGUCCCUCACCAUGUGGACCCAAUUCGGAAUGUCGGGUUGUGGGAGAAACACCCUCAUGUGCAUGCCUCGAAGGAUUUGUGGGUACGGCACCCUAUUGCAGACCAGAAUGUGUUUCGAAUUCGGAAUGUCCCAGCAACCAGGCUUGUGUCAAUCAAAAGUGUAAAGAUCCCUGUGUUGGACUGUGUGGAGCCUCGGCCCAGUGCCGUGUUGUAUCCCAUACUCCAAUGUGUACUUGUUCCGAAGGUUUUACUGGAGAUCCAUUCACUCUCUGCACACCCAUACCGGUGCAAAUACGCGAUGAACCAGUACGACCCUGUGAUCCCUCGCCAUGUGGAGCAAAUGCCCAAUGUUUGGAACGCAACGGCGCCGGAGCCUGUCAAUGUCUGCCUGAAUACUUUGGCAAUCCCUACGAAGGAUGUCGUCCGGAAUGUGUCGUGAACUCGGACUGUCCCACCAAUAAGGCAUGUCAAAAUCAAAAAUGCCAAGAUCCCUGCCCCGGAACAUGUGGCAGCAAUGCAGAAUGUUCGGUACUGAAUCAUGCGCCUACCUGUAAUUGCCUUGCCGGAUUCACUGGAGAUCCGUACAGUUAUUGUGUUAAGCCGCAAGAACCCAUACGCCAUGAAUAUAUCAAUCCAUGUCAACCAUCACCGUGUGGUCCCAACUCUCAAUGCCGGGUCAUCAAUGACCAGGCCGUGUGCUCAUGCCUGGCAGAUUUUGUCGGUGUGGCACCAGACUGUAGGCCCGAGUGCACAGCCAAUUCCGAGUGUCCCCUGGAUAAGGCUUGCAUCAAGCGUAAAUGUUCAGAUCCCUGUCCAGGUGUGUGCGGUUUGAAUGCCGAUUGUCGUGUACGAAAUCAUAGUCCACUGUGUAGCUGUCGUCCCGGAAUGACGGGUGAUGCCUUUGUGCGUUGUUCUCCGGAGCCAACCAUAAGACCUCCUCCGAUUAAGGAUGUACAAGUGUAUCGUGAUCCAUGCGUGCCCUCGCCCUGUGGCCCAUACUCAGAUUGCCGUAAUCAAAAUAAUCAACCUUCCUGUUCUUGUUUGCCCAGUUAUAUAGGUUCUCCUCCCAAUUGUAGACCUGAGUGUAGUAUUAAUGCAGAUUGUGGCUCUAAUCAGGCUUGUAUUAAUGAAAAAUGUCGUGAUCCCUGUGUGGGUGCAUGUGGUCUCAACACCGAGUGCUCGGUGAUGAAUCACAUACCCUCAUGCAGAUGUCAAAUAGGUUAUAUAGGUGAUGCCUUUGUGGCAUGUAGACCCGAACCACCACCACCAGUUUUAAUCAAGGAUGCACCACGUGAUCCAUGUUCGCCCAACCCAUGUGGUACGAAUGCCAUUUGUUCGGGCGAUGGUGUCUGCACCUGUUUGGCUGAUUAUCAAGGAGAUCCCUACAGAGCCUGUAAACCGGAAUGUGUUUUGAAUUCCGAGUGUCCAUCGAACAGAGCUUGUAUAAAUCAAAAUUGUCGUGAUCCCUGUCCGGGAACAUGUGCCCCUAACGCCUUGUGUGAGGUGCACAAUCAUGUGCCCAUGUGCCACUGUCCCGCCGAUAUGACGGGUAAUGCUUUCGUUUUCUGUCAAGUCAUACAAAAAACUGAGGUUUAUCGCAAUCCUUGCCAACCUUCUCCCUGCGGUCCCAAUUCCCAAUGUCGUGAAGUUAACUCGCAAGCUGUCUGCUCUUGUCUGCCCAAUUAUUUGGGUUCACCACCGAGCUGCCGUCCAGAAUGUAUUACAAACUCGGAAUGUCCUGCAAAUCUAGCAUGCCAAAAUCAAAAGUGUGUAGAUCCUUGUCCCGGAACCUGUGGUCGUUUUGCUCAAUGCAAUGUUGUCAAUCAUAGUCCAUUCUGUGCCUGUCUAGAGGGUUACACCGGUAAUCCCUUUGUCCAGUGUCAACGCAUAAUUGAACCCCAAAGAGAUGUGGAACCAGCAAAUCCCUGUCAACCUUCUCCAUGUGGACCCAACAGCCUCUGUAAAACAGUGGGUUCUUCGCCUGCCUGUUCGUGUCUCAGUGAAUUUGUGGGACAACCACCCAAUUGCCGACCAGAAUGUGUAACCAAUUCGGAAUGUGCCAACAAUCAAGUUUGCCAAAAUCAAAAAUGUCAAGAUCCCUGUCCUGGCCUCUGUGGCCAAAAUGCUCUUUGCCGUGUGAUAAGUCACACGCCCAUGUGUUAUUGUGAAACUGGCUAUAUGGGCGAUCCAUUUGUGUUGUGUUCUCCCAUACCCCAAAGGCAAGAAAUUGAGUCACUUGAUUCCUGUAAUCCGUCGCCGUGUGGAGCGAAUACAGUUUGCUUACAACAGAACGGUGUGGGAUCCUGCCAAUGUCUACCCGAAUACUUUGGCAAUCCCUACGAAGGUUGUCGCCCCGAAUGUGUUGUGAAUUCCGACUGUGCCUCAAAUAGGGCCUGCGUUAAUCAGAAGUGUGUUGAUCCAUGUCCCGGUACUUGUGGCCAAAAUGCUGAGUGCUUUGUACGCAAUCAUUUGGCCACCUGUAAUUGCCUCUUUGGGUAUCAAGGAGAUCCUUAUCGUUACUGCAGCAAAGAAGAGAAACCCAUCGUCAAGGAAUAUGUCAAUCCUUGCCAACCCUCACCUUGUGGACCCAACUCCCAGUGUCGGGUGUUGAAUGAACAAGCCGUUUGUUCUUGUUUGCCUGAAUUUGUUGGCACACCACCAACAUGUCGUCCCGAAUGUACCUCCAGCUCGGAAUGUCCCAACGAUAGGGCUUGCAUUAAUCAAAAAUGUCAAGAUCCUUGCCCGGGAGUUUGUGGUCAACAAGCCGAGUGUAAUGUGCGCAAUCACAUACCUCUUUGUUCGUGUCAAUCCGGUUAUACCGGUGAUCCAUUUACUCGUUGUUAUCCCAUACCACCUCCGCCACCGAUUAGACAAAGUGAACCCAUUCGCGAUCCUUGUACCCCCUCCCCGUGUGGCCUCAAUGCCCAGUGUCGCAAUGUCAAUGGCCAGGCCUCGUGCUCAUGUCUGCCCCAGUAUCUGGGAGCGCCACCAAAUUGCCGUCCCGAAUGCACCACAAGCAGUGAAUGUCCUCUAAACCAGGCCUGCAUAAACAUGCACUGUCUGGAUCCUUGUCCCGGUUCGUGUGCCUACAAUGCCUUGUGUAGAGUACAAAAUCAUAUACCAUCCUGUUAUUGUCCCCAAGGAUAUGUGGGAGAUCCAUUUACCAGCUGCCAAUUGGCACCGGAACCCAAACCCGUACAAGCCGAAGAUCCUUGCAAUCCCUCGCCGUGUGGUCCCAAUGCCCAGUGUUCUAAUGGUCAAUGCUCUUGCUUGCCAGAAUACCACGGUGAUCCAUAUGUCGCCUGCCGUCCAGAAUGUGUUCUCAACACCGAAUGUCCCUCGAAUAGGGCGUGCAUAAAUCAAAAAUGUGUUGACCCUUGUCCCGGAACCUGUGCCUCAAAUGCCCUCUGUGAUGUGUACAAUCACGUGCCCAUGUGCCGUUGCCCUGAUGGCAUGACUGGCAAUGCUUUCACACUAUGUGAAGCGGAACGCCAACCCGUGAGAAUUCAAGAUCCAUGUCAGCCAUCACCUUGUGGUCCCAACAGUCGCUGUAGAGUUAAUCAGAAUACCGCCAUCUGUUCGUGCAUUGAAAAUUACAUUGGCAAUCCGCCAUCGUGCAGGCCAGAGUGUAGCAUCAAUUCCGAUUGUGCCCCACAUCAAGCAUGUCAAAAUCAAAAAUGUGUAGAUCCCUGUCCAGGUUCUUGUGGUCUGAAUGCUCUUUGCCAUGUGGUCAAUCAUGCGCCCAUUUGUGUAUGUCCCACACGUUAUUCGGGCAAUCCAUUCGUUAGCUGCCAGCCGAUUAUUGAACAACCCAUAAAAUUGAAGGAUAAACCGAAUCCAUGCCUACCUUCGCCAUGCGGUCCCAACUCGGAAUGCCGUGUCAUAGGAGAUUCACCGUCCUGCAGUUGUUUGCCGUCCUUCAUUGGAACGCCACCCAAUUGCCGCCCAGAAUGUAUUGCCAAUUCGGAUUGUCCCUCGAACAGGGCUUGUAUCAAUCGCAAAUGUCAAGAUCCUUGUCCCGGGGUGUGUGGUGCGAAUGCCUUAUGUUCUGUGAUCUCUCACACGGCCAUGUGUACUUGUGCUCCUGGCUACAGUGGAGAUCCAUUUACAGGCUGUUCCAUACCACCUGUGAGAAUAUCGGAUCCCAUAUCACCAUGUGUACCCAAUCCUUGUGGGGCCAAUGCCGUUUGUAGACAAGAAAAUAAUGCUGGCUCAUGUCAGUGUCUGGCCAACUACUUUGGCAAUCCUUAUGAGGGUUGCCGUCCCGAGUGUGUGGCCAAUUCGGAUUGUGCCUCAAACAGAGCGUGUGUCAACCAGAAAUGUGUUGAUCCCUGUCCGGGUGUUUGUGGCCUGAAUGCCUUGUGUAAUGUCGUUAAUCAUUUGCCCACAUGUCAGUGUAUGCCCGAGUUUGUAGGUGAUCCCUAUCAGAGUUGCCAAUUGCCGAUAAAACCCAUUCUCAAAGAAUAUGUUAACCCCUGCCAACCCUCGCCCUGUGGUCCCAACUCCCAAUGCCGCGAAAUAAAUCAACAAGCCGUUUGUUCUUGCCUCCCCGAAUACAUUGGAACGCCGCCCAGCUGUCGUCCAGAGUGUACCACAAAUUCGGAAUGCAGCUUUGACAAGGCUUGUGUACAACGUAAAUGCGUCGAUCCUUGCCCGGGAUCUUGUGGAUCGAAUGCCAAUUGUCGUGUUGUCAGUCAUUCGCCAAUAUGUUCAUGCCAGCCGGGUUAUACUGGUGAUGCCUUUACCCGUUGCUAUCCCAUACCGCCCACGCCAGUAGCGGAACCUCCGCGUGAUGUUUCCCUGAACCCUUGCCUGCCAUCGCCAUGUGGCCAAUAUUCACAGUGUCGCGAUAUCGGCGGCGCUCCUUCAUGUUCUUGCCUACCCGCCUAUGUGGGAUCUCCACCCAAUUGUAGACCAGAAUGUACCGUCAAUUCUGAUUGUCCCAGUUCUUUAGCCUGUAUUAAUCAAAAAUGUCGCGAUCCCUGCCCCGGGGCAUGUGGCUUCAAUGCAGAGUGUCAUGUCAUCAAUCACACCCCAACAUGCCAAUGCCAGCCGGGCCUAGUGGGAGAUCCGUUUGUCAAUUGUCAUGCUGCCCCCGUGGAACCUCAACGCAGUCCAAUUGAACCGCAAGAUCCUUGUGUACCAUCACCCUGCGGUGUAAAUGCCAUUUGCCGGGAGGGCCAGUGUUCUUGUCCGCCAGACUAUCUGGGAAAUCCUUUGAUACGCUGUCAACCAGAAUGUGUUUUGAAUUCCGACUGCCCCUCCAAUCGGGCGUGUAUACAACAAAAAUGUAGAGACCCCUGCCCCGGCACCUGUGCUUCCAAUGCCAUCUGUGAGACCCAUCAGCAUGUGGCAAUGUGUCACUGCCCCGAGGGUAUGACAGGAAAUGCUUUCACACAGUGUAUGCCUUUGCCACCGCUUCGAGACACUCAACCAUGUCAGCCAUCGCCCUGCGGCCCCAAUUCACAAUGCCGUGUCUUGAAUGAUCAGGCCGUCUGCUCUUGUUUACCGGAUUAUAUUGGAGCUCCGCCCUCAUGCAGACCGGAGUGUAGCAAUAACAAUGAAUGUCCCCUUAAUCAGGCUUGUCUGCAACAAAAAUGUCGCGAUCCUUGUCCGGGUUCGUGUGGCACCAAUACUGAAUGCUCUGUUCGCAAUCAUAGCCCAAUUUGUCGCUGUCUCAAUGGAUACAAUGGCAAUCCGUUCAUAGGCUGUGAACGUAUACGAAUUGUGCCUCAAUUGGAUAGCCCCACCAAACCAAAGGAUCCUUGCCGGCCCUCACCUUGUGGCCCCAAUUCGGAAUGCCGUUCCGUAAAUGGCAAUCCCUCGUGUUCGUGCAUGAAAGAUUUUAUUGGUUCUCCACCAAAUUGUCGGCCCGAGUGCGUCACAAAUUCUGAGUGUCCUUCGAAUCAUGCUUGUAUAAAUCAGCAUUGUCGUGACCCUUGCCCUGGAGUGUGUGGUUCCAAUGCCCAAUGCCGUGUUGUAAACCACACUCCUAUGUGUUAUUGCGAAACUGGUUUUACGGGAGAUCCAUUUACUUUGUGCUCACAGCUGCGUGAUAUUAGUCCACCACAGAUUGUCCGACCUUGUGAACCCAAUCCCUGUGGAGCCAAUGCCGAGUGUCUGGAACGUAACGGUGUGGGAGCUUGCAAAUGUUUGGCCGAGUACUUUGGCAAUCCCUAUGAAGGUUGUCGUCCAGAAUGUGUCAUAAAUUCCGAUUGUCCAGCCCAUUUGGCCUGUGUCCAAAACAAGUGUCGCGAUCCUUGUCCCGGCACCUGUGGCCGCAAUGCCAACUGUUUGGUGCGUAACCAUUUGCCCACAUGUAAUUGUUUGAGUGGUUAUACCGGUGAUCCUUAUCUCUACUGUAAUCUGUUACCAGAACCAAUCUACGAUGUUAUUACCAACCCAUGUCAACCUUCACCCUGUGGUCCCAAUUCUCAGUGUCGCGAGGUACAAAAUCAAGCGGUAUGCUCUUGUUUGCCCACCUUUGUGGGACAACCACCAGCCUGCCGUCCCGAGUGUACUUUGUCUAGUGAGUGUGCCUUCGACAAGGCUUGUGUAAAUCAAAAAUGUGUAGAUCCCUGCCCCGGCACCUGUGGCCUAAAUGCCGAAUGUCGUGUACGCAAUCACAGUCCAUUGUGUUCUUGUCUGCCAGGUUUUACAGGCGAUUCAUUUGUGCGCUGCCUACCCAUACCGGCGAAACCAUCCAGUCCCGUCAUUCUAAAGGAUGUUAAACGUGACCCUUGUAUACCCUCACCGUGUGGUUUGAAUGCUCAAUGUCGCGUCAUCAACGAACAGGCAUCAUGUUCGUGUCUCAACAAUUACUUUGGUUCGCCGCCAAAUUGUCGUCCCGAAUGCACCAUCAAUGCCGAUUGUCCGGCAAAUUUGGCCUGCAUUAAUGAGAAAUGUCGCGAUCCCUGUCCCGGUUCAUGUGGCAUAUCGGCUUUGUGUUCUGUAACCGCUCACACACCAAUGUGUUCUUGUCCCUCGGGCUAUGUGGGAGAUCCAUUUACAUCGUGUACACCAAAACCCGUCCAACAGGAACCAAUUACACCCAAGGAUCUUUGCAAUCCAUCACCCUGUGGUCCCAAUGCCCGCUGUGAUAAUGGGCAGUGUUCAUGCUUGUCCGAAUUCGAGGGUAAUCCCUAUGUGGGAUGCCGUCCUGAAUGUGUUUUGAACAGUGAUUGCAGCCGUGAUAAGGCUUGUAUACGCCAGAAGUGUCAGGAUCCAUGUCCUGGUACUUGUGGCAUCGCAGCCAUAUGUGAUGUAAUCAAUCAUGUGCCCAUGUGUAGUUGUCCCGCUCAAAUGACCGGCAAUGCUUUUGUCCAAUGUCUAAAUAUUGAAACUCCUGUGCAGAAAGAACCCCAACAUCCAUGUCAACCCAGCCCCUGUGGUCCCAAUUCUCAGUGUCGCGAAUUCAACGACCAGGCAGUGUGCUCUUGCUUGCCCAACUAUUUGGGAUCACCGCCUUAUUGUAGACCUGAGUGCAGCAUCAAUUCGGAUUGUUCUCCCAGCAUGGCCUGUGUUAAUCAAAAAUGUCGCGAUCCUUGUCCCGGCUCCUGUGGCCUUCGUGCCGAAUGUCAAGUUGUCAAUCACAUACCACAUUGUAAAUGUCCUGCAGGUUAUACAGGCAAUGCCUUCGUCAUGUGCCAGCUACUGCCACCACCGCCGCCGGUCAAAAUACAAGAAGAACCCCAAAAUCCAUGCAUACCCUCACCAUGUGGUCCCAACUCAGAGUGUCGUAUUGAAAAGGGCUCCGCAUCAUGCUCAUGUCUGGAGAAUUACAUUGGAGCACCACCAAACUGUAGACCGGAAUGUAUUAGUUCUUCUGAGUGUGCCAGCAAUUUGGCAUGCAUUAACAUGCGAUGCCGGGAUCCUUGUCCAGGAGUAUGUGGUGAGAAUGCAGUGUGCCAGGUUGUUAGUCACAUACCGUCUUGCCUUUGUGUCAAUGGUUAUGUGGGUGAUCCAUUCACCCGUUGUCAACCUCCACCUCAGAUUGAACGUGAUCAUGUUACACCCUGCUCACCGAGUCCAUGUGGCAGCAAUGCCAUAUGUCGCGAACAAAAUGGUGCCGGUUCCUGUCAGUGUCUGCCCGACUACUAUGGAAAUCCCUAUGAAGCUUGCCGUCCCGAAUGUGUCCUUGAUUCGGAUUGUCCCUCCAAUAGGGCUUGUCAGAACCAGAAAUGCCGUGAUCCCUGUCCCGGUGUUUGUGGACAAAAUGCCCAAUGUGAUGUCGUCAAUCAUAAGCCUACUUGUUCCUGUUACCAGGGUUACUCUGGCGACCCAUAUAGCUAUUGCAAUGUGAUUAGAGAACGUAAGAAUUAUAGUUGUCCUAUAAGUAGUCCUAGACAUGUGUACUUAGUUUGUAAUUUGUUUGUAGCUAUACGAGAUUAUGUGAAUCCUUGUGUGCCCUCGCCCUGUGGUCCCAAUUCACAGUGCAGUGAGUUGGAGGGCCAGGCGAGAUGUUCAUGUUUGCCCGACUAUGUGGGUGUACCGCCCAGCUGUAGACCUGAGUGUACGGUGAACUCGGAGUGUCCCGCCACCAAGGCUUGUAUCAAUCGCAAAUGUCAGGAUCCAUGUCCUGGUGUUUGUGGUGAGCAGGCCGAGUGUCGUGUGAUGCAACAUUUGCCAGUUUGCACUUGUCUCAUUGGUUAUACAGGAAAUCCAUUUACAUUAUGUUAUCCUAUACCGCCCCCACCGCCAGCCCGGGAACCUUAUCGCAACCCUUGUGUUCCGUCACCUUGUGGCCCAUAUAGCCAGUGUAGAGUUAUUCAGGGUGAUCAAUACACUUGUAGUUGCCUACCCUCCUACGUUGGUUCCCCUCCCCAUUGUCGUCCAGAAUGUUUGAUCAACUCGGAUUGUUCCACCAAUUUGGCUUGCAUAAAUGAGCGUUGCCGCGAUCCCUGUCCUGGUUCGUGUGGUUUGAAUGCCCUUUGUUCGGUUACAAACCACAUACCCAUUUGUGUCUGUAGUCAGGGUUAUGUGGGAGAUCCUUUCACUCGUUGCCUGCCGGAAACGAAACCCAUUGCUUCCAUCACACCAAUGGCUGACCCUGAUCCUUGUCAUCCCUCACCUUGUGGGCCGAAUGCCCAAUGUAGAGAUGGAAAAUGUUCAUGUUUGCCCGAAUAUCAUGGAGAUCCCUAUGUGUCGUGUAGACCUGAGUGUAUUCUAAAUGCCGAGUGCCCAAGUAAUUUGGCAUGUGUCAAUCGGAAAUGUCAAGAUCCAUGUCCCGGCACUUGUGCCUCAAAUGCCAUUUGUCUGGUGCAUAAUCAUGUACCGAUGUGUCACUGCAGCGAAGAUAUGGAAGGUGAUGCUUUCGUUUUGUGCCGUCCCAAGCCUAAGCCCAUAAUGGAUUUGCCCAAUCCUUGUGUGCCCUCUCCCUGUGGUCCCAAUGCCCAGUGUCGUGAACAAAAUGGUGUUGCCAUUUGUUCAUGUCUGCCCCAAAUGUUGGGUUCCCCACCAUCCUGUCGUCGCGAAUGUGUUACUGAUUCCGAAUGUGCCGCCAGUCAUGCUUGCAUUAAUCACAAAUGUCAGGAUCCAUGUCCCGGUAGUUGUGGCCAACGUGCCCUGUGUCAUGUGGUAAACCAUAGUCCCAUUUGUUCAUGUCCACCAGGUUAUACGGGCAGUCCCUUCAUACUGUGUCAACAACCAAUGGUUCCACCACCACCAAUUCGAGAUGUAAUACCCCAAAAUCCUUGUGUACCCUCGCCAUGCGGUCCCUACUCACAAUGUGAUCAGGUUCAGGGUUCUGCUUCUUGUAAAUGUUUGCCCAACUAUCAGGGCUCUCCACCCUACUGUCGUCCAGAGUGUAUUUCCAAUUCGGAGUGUCCAUUCAACAAGGCCUGCAUCAAUCAAAAGUGUGAAGAUCCCUGCCCCGGAGUAUGCGGUGCAAAUGCUUUGUGCCGCAGUGUCAACCAUCUGGCCAUGUGUCUAUGUCAAGACGGAUUUGAGGGAGAUCCAUUUACCUAUUGUCGCCCUAUUCCCCAUGACAUACCAACUGCUGUCGUUCAUACACAAAAUCCUCCUCCUUCUCCGCCGCCCCAGCCUGAACAUGUAGAGCCUUGUAUACCCAACCCAUGUGGUCCCAAUGCCGAAUGCCUUUCCAACAAUCGUGUAGGAUCUUGUGUUUGUUUAGCCAACUACUAUGGAAAUCCCUAUGAAGGUUGCCGUCCCGAAUGCGUUCUUAACUCGGAUUGUCCCAAUUCGCGUGCAUGCAUACAAACCAAGUGUCAAGAUCCUUGUCCGGGAACGUGUGGACAAAAUGCCCGUUGUUAUGUUAACAAUCAUUUGCCUUCGUGUUCAUGCUACGAAGGUUACUCCGGUAAUCCUUACAGUAUCUGUCAUCCCAUACAACAAAGAGAACCUAUAGUUGAAUACACAAAUCCCUGUUCACCUUCACCCUGUGGUCCCAAUAGUCAAUGUCGCGUAGUACACCAGCAGGCGGUUUGUUCUUGUCUAGCUGAUUUUAUUGGCACUCCGCCAGCGUGUAGACCUGAAUGUACCACAAAUAGUGAAUGUCCCCUGAAUAGGGCCUGCAUCAAUCAUAAGUGUGCGGAUCCCUGUCCCGGUACAUGCGGUCUCAAUGCCGAUUGUCGUGUUAUUUAUCACAAUCCCAUGUGUUCAUGUUUGUCCGGUUUUGAGGGAGAUGCCUUCACCAGAUGCUAUCCCGUGCAACCCAUUCCCGCCAUUUCCCAUGAACCAACAAUGAGACCCCAAUUCCCAACUGCAUCUCUGCCACCUGUUGUAAUCUAUAAGACAACAACAAGAACUCCAAUAAUUUAUGAAGAAGCCACAACAACAAGACCUCAGCAACAACCUCCGCAUGUUGUUGAAGAGACCACCCGCCCAAUAACUUCCCGGCCACCAAUUAUCUAUGAAGAACGUACAACAACCGCAAAACCUCAGCAGCCACCUCUUGUUAUCAACGAGACACCCAGGCCAUUUACUUCUCGACCUCCAGUCAUUUAUGAAGAAGCCACGACCACAACAAGACCUCAACAGCCACCUCUUGUUAUCAAUGAAACACCCAGGCCAAUAACCUCACGACCACCUGUAAUUUAUGAAGAGCCCACAACAUCGAGACCUCAACAGCCACUUAUCGUUGUCAACGAGACACCUAGGCCAAUAACAUCUCGACCUCCAGUAAUUUAUGAAGAAGCCACGACCACAACAAGACCGCAACAACCACCUCUUGUUAUCAAUGAAACACCCAGGCCAAUAACCUCACACCCACCUGUAAUCUAUGAAGAACCUCAACGUCCAACUUACAGACCAGUCACAUACCAACCCAUUCCCGAACCCAUAAAUCCUUGUUACCCCUCACCUUGUGGACAAUUUGCUCAAUGCCACAAUCGGCAAGGAAUUGCCAUUUGCUCUUGUCUACCCACUUAUGUGGGCACACCGCCCUAUUGUCGUCCAGAAUGUACCAUCAAUUCGGACUGUCCCCCGAACAAGGCUUGUUUCAAUGAGAAAUGUCGCGAUCCCUGUCCUGGUUCCUGUGGCUUCAAUGCCCUUUGCAAUGUCGUAAAUCAUGUACCAAAUUGCGCAUGUGAACCUGGAUUUAUAGGUGAUCCUUUCACCGAAUGUCUACCACCAAAGGUUACAAUUAAAGACAAUGAAAAUCCUCCAGCCUAUGAAGAUCCUUGUAUACCCUCACCAUGUGGUGUCAAUGCUGUCUGCAAUGAUGGUUCUUGUUCUUGUCUGCUCGAAUUUUAUGGUGACCCCUAUGUUGGAUGUCGUCCGGAAUGUGUGCUCAAUGAUGAUUGUGCGCGUGAUAAGGCCUGUGCCAAUCGUAAAUGUCAAGAUCCUUGCCCUGGAGUUUGUGGCAUUCAAGCAAUUUGUGAAGUACGCAACCAUAUACCCAUGUGCUCUUGUCCUGUGGGUAUGAGUGGUGAUGCCUUCAUGCGUUGUGAGCCCGUGAGAGAUGUUGCGAUUGUUGAAAGGCCUCGGGAGAAUCCAUGUUAUCCUUCACCAUGCGGUCCGAAUUCCCAUUGUCUAGAGGUGCGAGGUCAGGCUAUUUGCAGCUGUGUAACAGGUUAUAUGGGUUCCCCGCCCGCAUGCCGUCCGGAAUGUUCUACCAACUCUGAGUGUCCUUCGGAUAAAUAUUGUCUCAAUCAAAAAUGUAGAGAUGCAUGCGUGGGAGCAUGUGGAAUUGGAGCAAUAUGCCAGACGUAUGAUCACACACCACGUUGUUCCUGUCCUCCGCAGUACAUGGGAAAUCCGUUUAUUCGUUGUUCGCCCAUAGGUAGUUUAUAUCACAGCCCCUUUUCUGUCCCGUCACCGACUUUAAUCUUCUCUGGAAAUAUUUUUACAGUUGAACCAAUCCUUGAACCAAUUAGGGAUGUUGCUUCACCAAACCCCUGCCAGCCAUCACCAUGCGGCCCAUACUCAGAAUGCUCCGUUUCGGCUGACAAUAGCGCCAAAUGUUCUUGUCUUCGCGAGUAUGUAGGUCAACCUCCUCGUUGUCGUCCUGAAUGUGUAACAAGUGCCGAAUGUCCCUCGGAUCGAUCGUGUGCUAAUCAAAAAUGCAUUGAUCCUUGUCCGGGUACAUGUGGCCACCAAGCCGAAUGUCAUGUGCGGUCUCAUGCAGCAAUGUGUUAUUGUCCGACGGGCUUUGUCGGAGAUCCGUUUGUCCGCUGCGUUCCACAACAGGAUCCACCAGUGGAAGUUUCCGUGCCAUGUCAUCCCAGCCCUUGUGGGGCAAAUGCUCUUUGCCGUGAACACAAUGGCUUAAGCCUGUGCCAAUGCUUACCCAACUAUUACGGCAAUCCUUAUGAAGUUUGUCGCCCCGAAUGUGUGCGUAAUGCCGAUUGUCCCGCCCAUAAAGCAUGUCAGAAUCUGAAAUGUAUUGAUCCCUGUCCCGGUUCGUGUGGUCACAAUGCCCGUUGUCAAGUGGUUAAUCAUGUGCCCAACUGUGUUUGUUUAAGAGGUUAUGAGGGUGAUCCCUAUAGGCAAUGUCAUAGGCCUUUGGAUGAACCCAAACCUCCAGUUUAUGUGAAUCCUUGUGAUCCCUCACCGUGCGGAGCCAAUGCCCAAUGCCGUGAGGUGAACAACCAAGCCGUUUGCUCUUGCUUACCCGAUUUUGUGGGACCACCACCAGCUUGCCGUCCGGAAUGUGUGGUUAGUUCUGAAUGUCCCUCUGAUAAGGCUUGCAUCAAUCAGAAAUGUAGAGAUCCCUGCCCUGGAGCUUGUGGCCUGAAUGCUGAGUGUCAUGUGAGCAGCCAUAGUCCAUUGUGUAGCUGCAAGCCGGGCUAUACUGGAGAAGCUUUCACACGUUGCUUGCCCGUACCCGUGCCCAAGGAUAAUGAACCCCUACCGCCACCAGUGAAUCCAUGUCUGCCCUCACCCUGUGGUCCUUAUUCGCAGUGCAGAGAAACCAAUGGUGUGGCAUCGUGCAGCUGUUUGCCCAACUAUAUUGGAGCCGCACCCAAUUGCCGCCCCGAGUGUACCAUCAAUGCCGAGUGUGCCAGUAACCAGGCUUGUAUCAAUGAAAAAUGUCGCGAUCCUUGUCCAGGCUCCUGUGGUUUCGAUGCUCUGUGUAAUGUCAUUAAUCAUACUCCCAGUUGCUCUUGCCCAGCGGGUUAUACAGGAGAUCCAUUUACAAGUUGUCGGCAAUUGCCUCCUCCACCACCACCAAAACCAAAAGAUCCCAUUGAUCCCUGCAAUCCAUCACCAUGUGGCUCGAAUUCCGUGUGUCAAAACGGUAAAUGUUCUUGUCUUCCCGAAUACCAUGGCGAUCCUUAUAUUGGCUGUCGUCCAGAAUGUGUUUUGAACUCGGAUUGUGCCCGUAAUCGUGCCUGUGUUCGCAAUAAAUGUGUGGAUCCUUGCCCGGGAACAUGCGGCCAGAAUGCCCUCUGCGAUGUCAUCAAUCACAUUGCCAUGUGCCGCUGUCCGGAACGUAUGACCGGCAAUGCCUUUGUGGCAUGUGAAGCUGUACGAGAAGUACCACCACAAAAUCCUUGCCAACCCUCGCCCUGUGGUCCCAACUCUCAGUGCGUGGAACGCAAUGGCAAUGCUGUGUGUUCCUGCAUCACCGGAUAUUUGGGUAAUCCACCAAAUUGUCGUCUGGAAUGUUACACCAGCUCGGAUUGUUCCCCCAUACAUGCAUGUAUCAAUAAUAAAUGUGUCGAUCCUUGUCCCGGAAAAUGUGGCCUAAAUGCCGAAUGUCAAGCUGUCCAGCAUAGGGCCCAUUGUGAAUGUCUGCGUGGUUAUGAGGGAAAUCCCUACUCAAUUUGUAAUCGUAUAGAAAUACGCCGAGAUCCUCCCAAAACACCCAAGGAUCCUUGUUAUCCCUCGCCGUGUGGCCUCAAUGCGCAAUGCUUGGCUGUCAACGGUCAGGCGAAGUGUUCAUGUUUGGCCGAGUUUAUUGGUGCACCUCCCAAUUGCCGUCCCGAAUGCAGCACCAACGAUGAUUGUCCCAACAAUUUGGCUUGUGUCAAUCAGAAAUGUCGCGAUCCUUGUCCUGGUUCAUGUGGUUUCAAUGCCAAUUGUAUUGUCACCUUGCACAUGGCCAAUUGUUAUUGUCCCACGGGUAUGACCGGCGAUCCGUUCCGCAUGUGUUACGAGCGUAAAGAAAUUUUACCACCACAACGUGAAGAGCCCAAGAAUCCUUGCCGCCCCUCGCCGUGUGGCAGCAAUGCCGAGUGUCGGGUCCGUGGCGAAAGUUUCACUUGUGAAUGUGUACGUGACUAUAUUGGCAAUCCCUAUGAAGGCUGUCGUCCCGAGUGUGUUGGCAACUCCGAAUGUCCUGCCAAUCGUGCUUGUAUACGCCAGAAAUGCGCCGAUCCUUGUCCCGGAACCUGUGGUGUUGAAGCUGUUUGCUCCAUCAACAAUCACAUACCAAUAUGCUCUUGCCCCAACGGCUACACCGGCAAUGCCUUUGUCCAGUGCUCACCAAUUGUGGUGCAGGAAAUUCCCGUGGAAAAACACUCCGAUCCAUGUUAUCCCACACCUUGUGGCCAGAAUACCAUUUGCCGUGUACAAGGCAAGCAGGCAGUGUGUGAAUGUCUGCCUGGAUUCUUUGGAAACCCCUAUGGCCAGGAGUGUCGUCCCGAGUGUACGCUCAGCUCGGAUUGUGCCAAGAACAAGGCCUGUGUCAACAAUAAGUGUGUCGAUCCUUGCCCUGGAGUCUGUGGUUAUGGAGCUGUCUGCCAGACCGUCAAUCACAAUCCCAUCUGUUCAUGCCCCAGCCAAAUGGUUGGCAAUCCAUUUGUGGAGUGCCACGAAGCACCCAAACAAUUGGAACCUGUGGAUCCCUGCAAUCCUUCACCGUGCCGUACAAAUGGUGUAUGUCGUGUGCGCAAUGGCGUUGCCACCUGCUUGUAUCCCGAGUGUGUGGUGAACGAGGACUGUUCACGCGAUCGCACCUGUGUCAAUCAGAAAUGUCGCGAUCCCUGUAUCAAUGCCUGCGGUCUCAAUGCCAUUUGUACCAGUGUCAAUCAUAAGGCUGUCUGUACCUGUCCUGCCGGAUUCUAUGGAUCGCCCUACAACCGUUGCAUGCAACAAAUUGAUGUUGUGCCAGUACCGAAACCGGAAUGUGUCUCGGAUAAUGAUUGCAGCAAUGACAAGGCCUGUGUGAACCAACAAUGCAAGAAUCCUUGUGAACUGGAGAAUAUUUGUGGUCUCAAUGCCCGUUGCCAUGUCCAACGCCACAGACCACUGUGUGUCUGCAAUGAGGGCUAUACUGGUAAUGCCUUGAAUAAUUGUUACCUGAUUGGCUGUCGCUCGGAUGAGGAAUGUCCGGCCACAGAGGCUUGCAUCAAUAAGCAAUGUACCGAUCCCUGCUUGUAUACCCAAUGUGGUAUUCAGGCUAUGUGCCGUUCCGACUACAAUCACAAGGCCAGAUGUCACUGUCCCGAUGGUUAUCGCGGUAAUCCAUUGGUACGCUGUGAAAGACCGGAAUGUACGCGCGACGAUGAUUGUGCUUUUAAUUUGGCCUGUCGCAAUGAACGCUGUGAGGAUCCUUGCAACUGUGGUCUCAACGCUCAGUGUCGUGUCAACAAUCACCAAGCCCAAUGCCGUUGUCCACCUGGUUAUGUGGGCAACCCUGCUGUACGCUGUGACAUCGAAGAGGCCAAGGUUGCACCCCAGUGUACCAUGGAUGCUGAUUGUAGCAGUAAAUUGGCUUGCUUCUCGGGUGAAUGUAAGAAUCCAUGUGUUGUCACCAAACCAUGUGGAGCCAAUGCCAAAUGUUCGGUGGUCGACACAUUGCCUUUGCGUACCAUGAUCUGUGAAUGUGAACCUGGUUAUGUGGGUGAUGCCGAUGUUGGCUGUCGUAAGGAACCUGUACGCGAUCAAGGUUGCCAGUCGAAUGAUGAAUGUCCCUCCACCGAAGCCUGCCGCAAUGGCAAUUGUGUUAAUCCAUGCAUUGAUUCAUCGCCUUGUGCUCGCAGCGCCGAAUGUUUGGCCCAACAACACCGAGCAAUAUGUACCUGUCCCCAAGGAACCCAGGGUGAUCCGUUCGUCAAUUGUUAUCAACCACCUCAAAUCACCGCUGGUUGUACCCACGAUUCGGAAUGCCCACCAACGGCUGCUUGCAUCAACAAACGUUGUCAAGAUCCAUGUGCAGAGGGCAAUCCUUGUGCCGGCAAUGCAGAAUGUAGGGUCCUCAACAAUCGUCCCAUCUGCUCAUGUCCCUCAGGAUGGGGUGGUGAUCCUCAAAUUCAAUGUUUCAAACCCGAAUGUAAGAUCAAUGCCGAUUGCCCCUAUGACAAGUCGUGUAUCAAUGAAAAUUGUGUCAACCCUUGUACCUAUGGCAAUGUACGCUGUGGCACCAAUGCCCAGUGCGAGCCUCAAAAUCACCAAGCCGUUUGCGUGUGUCCAGCCGGUACCCAGGGUAAUCCAUUUGUGUCUUGUAUCACUGGCCAUUGCCAGUACAAUGAAGACUGUGCCGAUCAUGAGGCUUGCGAUCGAUUGAAUCGUGUCUGCCGUCCCGUCUGCGAUGAGGAUACAUGUGCCGUUAAUGCCAUUUGCUUGGCCAGACGUCAUCAGCCCAUGUGUCAAUGCCCAGCCGGCUAUACUGGCGAUCCAUAUCAACAAUGUUUGAUGCCCAAACAACCACCUAGUGUCAAACCCAAACCGGAAUGUACCCAGGAUGCUGAUUGUCCAUCACAGUUGGCUUGCAUUAAUCAGCGUUGUGCCAAUCCUUGUGCUGCUCCACAUGUCUGUACACCAAGACAAACUUGCACCGUCUUGGAUACCCUGCCACUGAGAACCAUGAUUUGCAAGUGUCCAAGUGAUACCAUAACCGAUAAUUCCGGCAAUUGUGUACCGAUAAAACACGAUGUCAUCGUGGGAUGCCAACACAAUGAUGAAUGUGCCAACACCGAAGUAUGCCAGCGAGGAAGCUGCAUUGAUGCCUGUCGCCUGGAACGCUGUGGCGUCAAUGCCCAAUGUUUGUCCAGAGAUCAUUACGCCCAGUGUACCUGCGCCAAGGGUUACGAGGGUAAUCCUAGGGUCGAAUGUCGUGCCGUUGUCUAUGAACAAGGCAAGACACCAGCUGUUGAAUGUACCACCAAUGAUGAUUGUCCUCAUGACAAGACCUGUCGCAAUGAGCGUUGCCGCAAUCCUUGCGUUGACGAGCCUUGUGGUCAUGGUGCAUAUUGUCAUGUGCAAAAUCGCCAGGCCGUUUGUCGCUGUCCCCCAGGCUAUAGCGGGGAACCCAAACAAGGAUGUAUACCACCCCGCGAUGUCAUCACAGUCGGCUGUAAAUCGAACAGUGACUGUCAACUUACAGAGUCCUGUGUCAAUGACCAAUGUAUCAAUCCUUGCAACUGUGGCCCCAACGCCGAAUGUCAAGUACGCAAUCACCAUCCUAUUUGCUAUUGUAAACCUGGCUUCUCGGGCAAUGCCCAAUAUGGCUGCAUGCAAAUCGGUUGCCAAUCGGACGACGAAUGUUCCAGCGAUCAACAGUGCGUCAAUCGUGAAUGUGUUAAUCCUUGUUUGAUUAGUGAUCCUUGCGCCUUGAAUGCCGAAUGCUUUGGCCGUAAUCAUCGGGCCACAUGCCGUUGUCCGGCUGGCAUGCAAGGUGAUCCAUUUGUCCGCUGCAUACGUGUGGAAUGUAAUUCGGAUUAUGAUUGUGCCUCCAAUCAGGCUUGUGUCCAGAAUUUGUGUAUCAAUCCAUGUCGCGAUCAAAGCAAUCCCUGUGCCCAGAAUGCCAUCUGCCAGGCAUUGCAACACCGUGCUGUAUGCAGAUGUCCAGAUAAUAUGCCUCUCGGCAAUGCCUAUGCCUACUGUGAGAGCACACCUCAGGAACCAGUUUGCCGUGAUGAUGGUGACUGUCCAAGUGGCUUGGCCUGUAUCGAUGUCAAGUGUCAAAAUCCUUGUACGGAGCUAUCGCCUUGUGCCGCUUCGGCCCAAUGCAGUGUUCUGGACAGUGUCCCAGUACGCACCAUGGUUUGUGAAUGUCCUACAUCUUAUGUGCCCGACUCAAGGGGCGAAUGUAAACAAUUGGUCCUACAAACUCCAGCUGGAUGUUCUUCAGAUUCCGACUGUUCCGACCAGGAAGCCUGCAUCAAUCGCCAAUGUCGCAACCCUUGCAAUUGUGGUACCAAUGCCCUGUGCCAAGUCAACAACCAUCGCGCCAUCUGCUCCUGCCAAGACGGCUUCGAGGGCAAUCCUUACACUCUGUGUAGAUCAAUUGGCUGCCGUGUGGAUAGCGAAUGUGAUUCGGGCAAGGCCUGUGUCAAUGGCAAUUGCAUUAAUCCCUGCUUGGUUAAGGAUCCUUGUGGCAUCAAUGCCGAAUGUUAUGUCCAGUCGAAUCAGGCCAUGUGCAGAUGUAAGAGCGGAUUCCGUGGCAAUGCCUAUGAACGUUGCCGUGUCAUUGGCUGUCAAUCGAACAACGAUUGUCCUUCGGACAAAUAUUGCUACAACGAACAAUGUGUCAAUCCUUGUGUAUACCAGAAUACCUGCUCACCGCGGGCGGAAUGUCGUGCCCAAAAUCACCUGGCCAUAUGUCGCUGUCCAGCUGGAUUCAUUGGUAAUCCGUACAUCGACUGUUCGCCAGAGGUGCAACCAACUUGCAGACUCGACACAGAUUGUCCUUCGCGCCUGGCUUGUAUUGGCAACGAAUGUGUUGAUCCUUGCCUGGUAUUGGAACCUUGCAACAGACCGGCCCAAUGUGAAGUGACUCCCACAUCACCCGUACGUACUAUGAUUUGUGUUUGCCCCGAUGGCUAUAUCAGCAGUGGAAGUGGCACUUGUCAACCCACCAAGACCAUCAUUGCGGUAGGCGGUUGUGUGGCGGACUCGGAUUGUCCCAGCGAUAAAUCCUGUGUAAAUGGUGUGUGCCGCGAUCCUUGCAACUGUGGCGUGAAUGCCGAGUGCCGUAUUAAGGAUCACAAACCCGUGUGCACUUGUCGUCAAGGCUAUGAAGGUAAUCCCGAAUUUGAAUGUUCCAAGGUGGAAUGUUCUAUCAACUCGGACUGUCCAUCGACACAUGCCUGCCGCAACAAUCUGUGUGUGCCCGCCUGUCAAGGAGAACAGUGUGGCUUGAAUGCCCAAUGUUUGGCUGUGGAACAUCGUGCCGUAUGCCAAUGUAUUCCUGGCUUUAGAGGCAAUGCUCGAAUUUCUUGUACCCCACUGGGCUGCCGUAGUGACAGCGAAUGUCCCGCCGAUAAGGCCUGUGUUAAUGGCAAAUGUGAAAACCCAUGUGAAACGACUGCGGCCUGUGCCAUCGAUGAAGUGUGCAAGGUCUAUCAGCAUCGGCCACAAUGCGCCUGUCCACCAGGAACGGUGGCUCGUCGCAAUGGCUGUGAACCGCUGCGUGACAUACCGAUUUGCCAAUAUGACGGCGACUGCCCCAGCCAGACGGCCUGUAUCCGAGGUGAGUGUAUCAAUCCUUGCAAUGCCACCCAGCCAUGUGGCGUCAAUGCCAAAUGUAAGGUGCUCGACACUGUGCCUGUUCGCACAAUGAUUUGUGAGUGCUUGGAGGGUUACACCGGCAAUGCUGCAGUACAAUGCGACAAGCGCUCCCUGUGUGUCAUUGAAAAGGGCUUUGUAAGAGAUAUUGACGGACAAUGUGUCUGCCCACCUGGAACUGCGUUGGAUGUCUAUGAAUACUGUACUCCUUGCAUUGCAGAGCAAGGCUUUAAGAUUGACGAAACUGGCCACUGUGUAUGCGCCCUGGAAAGAGGCUUCGUCAUUGAUGAACGCGGUCGUUGUAUUUGCCCAACCAAUCAUGGCUACCAUCUGACUAGCAGCGGUGAAUGUAUACCAGAAGUGUUACCCAAAUGCAUUACCAACGAUGAGUGUGCUGAUAAUCGCUUCUGUCACAGCGAAACCAAAACCUGUGAAGAUCCAUGUCUGCUCAAGACAUGCGGUGUCAAUGCCUUCUGUAAUGCUGUAAAUCAUCGUGCCCAGUGUCAAUGUAUUGCUGGCUAUUCCGGUAAUCCCGAUUUGAUUUGCAAUCACACCAAUUUCCGUACCGAUUUCCCAAGACCCGAUAUGGUUGUAUCCUGCUUGGCCGAUGGUGUACAAGUGGAAAUACACAUAACCGAACCCGGAUUCAAUGGUGUUCUCUAUGUCAAGGGUCACAGCAAGGAUGAGGAGUGUAGACGUGUUGUCAAUUUGGCCGGUGAAACUGUGCCACGUACGGAAAUAUUCCGUGUACACUUUGGUAGCUGUGGCAUGCAAGCCGUUAAGGAUGUGGCCAGCUUUGUUUUGGUCAUACAGAAACAUCCGAAACUGGUGACAUACAAGGCCCAGGCGUACAAUAUUAAGUGUGUCUACCAGACGGGUGAAAAGAAUGUCACGUUAGGAUUCAAUGUUUCGAUGUUGACAACGGCUGGAACAAUUGCCAAUACUGGACCACCACCAAUCUGUCAAAUGAGAAUUAUAACACAUGAUGGUGAGGAGAUUAACUCGGCCGAAAUCGGUGAUAAUCUGAAGCUGCAAGUUGAUGUGGAACCAGCAACAAUUUAUGGUGGCUUUGCCAGAUCUUGUAUUGCCAAGACCAUGGAAGAUAAUGUGGAAAAUGAGUACAUUGUCACCGAUGAGAAUGGCUGUGCCACCGAUCCAUCGAUAUUCGGCGAUUGGGAAUAUAAUCCCGAUACCAAUAGCCUUUUGGCCAAUUUCAAUGCCUUUAAAUUCCCCUCCUCCGACAAUAUACGCUUCCAGUGUAACAUACGUGUAUGCUUUGGCAAAUGUCAACCGGUCAAUUGUCGUGGCUAUAAUGCAUUUGGUCGCCGUCGUAGACGUUCCAUUGCCGACAAUUCCACCGAUGAUUCAACAGCGAUUGCCACCAACACCGGUAUGGAGGGUCAACUGAGAGAGGAAAUAACCAUUUCGUCAAAUGCCAUAUUGACAUUUGAGAAGAGAACAACGACGGGAGCUAAUGAUGCAAAUAUCAAACCUGCCGCUCAAAGAGUUGAAGAUAUUUGUGUCUCCAUGGUGGGUCUUAUUAUUGCCUUGGUAAUUACAGCCCUAUUGGCUUUGGUAGCGGUAGCUGUUGCGGUUUCCUGCUGGCUAAUGGCCUAUAGAAGAAGACCCAAGACAUUGGCACCUCUACCUCAUCCACCAGAGUUCCCCAAUCCCCUGUUUGCCAAUCCAGAAGUAGUGCCAGAACCAACACCAGACUAUCUAUCGUAAGAUAUAAGAAACCAACCAACAAAACAAAAACAAAUAUAUAUCCAAAUGUGAGAAAAGAAUAAGAAUUACAAAAUUAAGUUAUAUAAAAAAUGAAAAAAAAAAUUAUAGAAAGAAAGAACAAAAAGAAAAACCUAUUAUUGUAAACACCAAGUGCAAAAAGUUUUAAACAUAUCGAUUUUUUCCUUUUGGCAAAUGACAUUCCAACAACACAAACGCCAAUGAAAGCGUUUCUAAAGAAAAAAACAAAUUUAUUGACAAGAAAAUUAAAAGUAUUUGAAAAUAAUGUAAAAAAAAAAGUUUUAAAAAAAUUAGUUUAGUUGUAAAACACUUUUAUUUUGAAGAAAGAAAGAGAACGUAAAAACCACUAACAUGAGAGUUCCAAAUAGUUUUUCUUCCUUCGAUGCCAAACAGAGUUGCAUUUAAUGCACCCGUAUCAUACCUUUUUCUGUCUUCCUGCCUGCCUAUCCUCCCCUUUAAAAUGUAUAGGAAGUGAUUGUUUUUUUAAUAUAAAUUAAUUUAAUUUAAAAUAUUUAUAUGUAUAAUACUGCCAAAGUUAUAUAACCAACACUGCUUUUAAGUUACAAAUAUUAAAAAAGAGAAGAAAAAACAAACAACGAAUAAGGGCACAAAAGAAAAACAAAACAAAAUAGCAACUCUGUUGAGGUUAUUUCCCGAGAAAGGCAACAACAAACUAUUUGGGAAUUCUCGUACUAACGACAACUUCUUCAUUAGUCAAAAUAUUAUUUCCUUCCACCUUUUUUGUUUCCAUCUAAAAUAGUUGUAUAUAUAGCUCCCUAGUUUCCGUCCAAAAGUCCCAGAAAAUGUACCCAUAUUUCAAAAAGAAACUGCCAUUUAAACAAUGCAAACAAAAAAGACUUUUCCUCAAUGUUUUCAAAUAGUUAGUUAGCCAAACCGCAAAACGGACUAUAGAACCCUAAUAUUCGCCCCCAUUUAAUACUCAGCAAGAAAGUGGUGUAGGGACUUUUAGUUAUUGAUCAAAAAAGAGAUCCCAGUUUGAAGCUACCAGAAAGUCCCCGUUUUGCUACUUCUACAAUCUUUAUCUUGGGGGGAAUAAACCUUCUUCUGAAAUAUCGAAAAUAGCUUCCCUAUUUUAUUUUUAUGUAAAUGUUUUUUUUUUUUUUAAUUUUAAAUUGACUAAUGGAGGAUUUGAUUAUUAUUAAUAUUUUUUUUAAAUAUAUCAUAAAAAUAUUAACUAUUUUUUUAUAUAAAUAACUGUUUUGUUUAAUAUUUAAAAUAAUUAUGAAUUUUAAAAGAAAACAAUUUCUUAAUAGGAUAUUCAAGGGGACACAAGAUUUCUUCUUCAAUAGUUUUCCCCUCCCCAGAAAAAAAAACAAAAUUGGCUUCCACAAAUGUGCCGGAAAUAUUGUUGGGAAUUCUUUGAACUUUCCUUUGAAAGAAGCCCCUUAAAAUAUAGUUCUUGUCAAAUUAAAAACAGCAGCGAAUAAAGAGAACAUAUAGGUUAAUGGUGGUUGUUUUUUCAUAGGGAACCUCAGAAAGUUCUCCACAAUAUUUUCUCACACAAAACAAAACUCACCUAAUUGAAUGGACACAUAAAACAAUACAAUAAUAUA